CGGUAACAGCUUCCUGAAACCAUGGAGACGCCAGCUUCCCAAAUUAAACAUGGCGGAUAAAGCGUCAGUAUCCCCUGGCAACGGGAGCUUGUGAGUGACCGCCUGUCAUGGAGGGCAGCGACGAUCUCUCCUCGCAUUACUCGGUGUUUGAGGGCUCCUCCGAGCAGGACGUGAUGUCCUGUAAGAUAUUCUGGAACUCGGUGAGCUUGCAGCCGCCGCUGGAGUCCAGGCUGGUGACGGGAGACAUGGACCAGCGACUGAGGGCGGCCGCCAGCCCCCGACUGCGUGAGUAACACGGGCUGCCAGGCUAUGGGGCGUGGUCAGAGAACCCGUAAUCUGCAUGUCCCCGCCUCCCCCGACUGCGUGAGUAACACGGGCUGCCAGGCUAGGGGGCGUGGUCAGAGAACCCGUAAUCUGCAUGUCCCCGCCCCCCGACUGCGUGACUAACACGGGCUGCCAGGCUAGAGGGCGUGGUCAAAGUACCCGUAAUCUGCAUGUCCCCGCCCCCCGACUGCGUGAGUAACACGGGCUGCCAGGCUAGGGGGUGUGGUCAGAGUACCCGUAAUCUGCAUGUCCCCGCCUCCCGACUGCGUGAGUAACACGGGCUGCCAGGCUAGGGGCGUGGUCAGAGUACCAAUAGCUCCACCCACUCUGACAUGUAAUCUGAAUGUCCCCGCCCAUCUCUCUCUCUCUCUCUCUCUCUCUCUCUCUCUCUCUCUCUCUCUCUCUCUCUCUCUCUCUCUCUCUCUCUCUCUCUCUCUCUCUCUCUCUCUCUCUCUCUCUCUCUCUCUCUCUCUCAUAAUAUCAGAUAACAGGGUAACACGUGGGGCUGGUGUGCACAUUGUGCUGAUACAUUCUAUGUGUUAGGAGUAGUGAAGCAUCAUGGGAGAUGUAGUUUUGCACAUCCCUGAUUUAGAUUAGUUUAGCUUUCUAGUCUGCCAACACCAUAAAUCAUUGUCUGUAGUGAUUCACAUGGACUGUCUCCACAAACACCAGAGUGUGUGUAUUGUGUUAUAGAGAGAGAGAGAGAGUGUGUAUUGUGUUAUAGAGAGAGAGAGAGAGAGAGUGUGUGUAUUGUGUUAUAGAGAGAGAGAGAGAGAGUGUGUGUAUUGUGUUAUAGAGAGAGAGAGUGUGUGUAUUGUGUUAUAGAGAGAGAGAGAGUGUGUAUUGUGUUAUAUAGAGAGAGAGUGUGUGUAUUGUGUUACAGAGUGUGUGUGUGUAUUGUGUUAUAGAGAGAGAGAGAGUGUGUAUUGUGUUAUAGAGAGAGAGAGAGAGAGUGUGUGUAUUGUGUUAUAGAGAGAGAGAGAGAGAGUGUGUGUAUUGUGUUAUAGAGAGAGAGAGUGUGUGUAUUGUGUUAUAUAUAGAGAGAGAGUGUGUGUAUUGUGUUACAGAGAGAGUGUGUGUAUUGUGUUAUAGAGAGAGUGUGUGUAUUGUGUUAUAGAGAGAGAUAGUGUGUGUAUUGUGUUAUAGAGAGAGAGUGUGUAUUGUGUUAUAGAGAGAGAGAGAGUGUGUGUAUUGUGUUAUAUAGAGAGAGAGUGUGUAUUGUGUUAUAGAGAGAGAGAGUGUGUAUUGUGUUAUAGAGAGAGAGAGAGUGUGUGUAUUGUGUUAUAGAGAGAGAGAGUGUGUAUUCUGUUAUAUAGAGAGAGAGUGUGUGUAUUGUGUUAUAGAGAGAGAGAGAGUGUGUAUUGUGUUAUAGAGAGAGAGAGAGUGUGUAUUCUGUUAUAUAGAGAGAGAGUGUGUGUAUUGUGUUACAGAGAGAGAGUGUGUAUUGUGUUAUAGAGAGAGUGUGUGUAUUGUGUUAUAGAGAGAGAGAGUGUGUGUAUUGUGUUAUAGAGAGAGAGAGAGAGUGUGUGUAUUGUGUUAUAGAGAGAGAGAGUGUGUAUUGUGUUAUAGAGAGAGAGAGAGUGUGUAUUGUGUUAUAUAUAGAGAGAGUGUGUGUAUUGUGUUACAAGAGAGAGAGUGUAUUGUGUUAUAGAGAGAAAGAGAGAGAGAGUGUGUGUGUGUGUGUAUUGUGUUAGAGAGAGAGAGAGAGAGUGUGUGUAUUGUGUUAUAUAGAUUGUUAGCAAUGGAUGGACUAAGAUUUACUUGCAGAGGUUUGUUUCCAUAGAAACCAUCAUGGCUAAGUGGAGUGAAUGGCUGGUUCAGAGUCAACACGUCACAUAUGGCACCUCGUUAUAUAUUCUCACCGCUGACCCAAGUCUGGCGGGAAAGCACAGAUUAUUAUUAACCUGUCUCCUCCUAUGGUAAUACCACGGGAAAGGGAGCACUACAUUACUAAAGGAUUAUACCAAGAACCAUGACCACUUCAGUGAUUGGAAUUUGUCAUGGUGUCUGGAGGCUGCACAUCCGAUGAGCUAUCCCUUUAGCUGCUGAAUGUGUAACUCCACCUCUAGCUGCGUCAUUGGAUUGUCAUCAUUCAGGACAGAACUAGAGUACCAGGCUGGCUAAUGUCAAUUCUGUGCAACUUUCCCUGCACAACAUGUCAGCCAUUAUCAGCCACCGAUAGGAGCAUUUUCAAGCGAGAAGAUGUAGCCAAUAGAGGGUGAAAAAGGAGGAGCAGAAAAAAAAUAUAAAUUUAGUAGGGAAGCCAUCUUCCGUGACUGAUAUUUUCAUCAGAUAGCGGGACAGGCUAAUUCUGCCCUUACAGUAGCUCCCCAUUGAAAGGGAGUGAGAAGCAUCUGUAAUUUUCUCACUCUGUCUUAUGAAUCAAUCGCGUUAGCAGGUCCAGGUCCAAGGUUUCCUGUUUGAUACAUCUCACUGCAACAGAAGUAUCUGGGUAGAGCUAACCAGCUCCAGAUUCCAGACUUUGGGGGUAAACUGUUUAAUAACCUGGGGCUUCCUCAAACCAUUACAAAUGCAUUCUAGAGAAAUGGAUAUGGUACCCGGAGAGUUUUUUUUUUUUUUUUUUUUUUAAGGGGUUAAUGAAACUGUUGUGUGCACAUCAAAAAUAUAGCAAACACAGGCUUCUUGUUCGUAUAGUAUCGAUUGCCAUUCUGAUGUUGUGCAGUCAUAUACAGCAACAGUUUGCAGCUCAUACUGAAAUGUGCUUACCCAGUGCACUGCCUGGUUUAAUGCACUAAACCAUGUGUUCUGGAUUUCUCCAGCCCUGGCUGGGCUAUUAAUCCAUUAUAUGCUAAAUUAAAAAUGCCCAGAGCUCACAAAAUAAUGGUUAGGCUCAAAAAGCCUUGUCAGGAAUACACGAUUUAAAAAAAUCAAUGUAAAUCAGCUUUUGAGAAUUGAUCUCAUAUAAUUAAUUUCUUUAGCAUGCCAUCUACAAAUGUGCACUAAAACAACAUUACCACACUCUUUACUUUUAGGAAUUAAUUUCCUCACUCAUUUGUUAAACGCUAAACACAAAUUGCCUUUAUAGAACUCGGCUUUGCAAAGCAGAACAAAAGAUACAAUUCUUACUUUAAAUUAUUGGUCUUAAUUGCCUACUAUAAUCAUUGUACUUAAUAAUAUUUGACUUGUUGACUUUAGAAAAAAUAGUUAGAUGUUGAUACUAUUGGAAAUCUUCCAAGUGUUGAUUCAUCCGUAUUGUCUGUUUUUUUUGGUUGUUUUUUUAAAACAUUUAUUUAGUUAUUAUUUAUUGAUUUAUUUAAAUAAAGGAACACUGCAGUUAUUGAGCCAAGAGUACCCUGGCACUCUCCUAUAGUAGGUAGCAAAACUUGUUUAAGAACCGUUAAAAACUUACCUGAGGGCCACUGGGCAUGUGAAUUGGUGACAGCAUCCAUCUUUACUUAACUAAACCCUGCUGUUCAAGGCUGGUUCAUGGUUGACAAUGUUCUUAAAGGGACACUAUAGUCUCCUGAACAACUUUAGCUUAAUUAAGCCGUUUUGGUGUAUAGAACAUGCCCCUGCAGCCUCACUGCUCAAUCCUCUUCUAUUUAGGAGUUAAAUGCCUUUGUUUAUGAACCCUAGUCACACCUCCCUGCAUGUGACUUGCACAGCCUUCCAUAAACACUUCCUGUAAAGAGAGCCCUAUUUAGGCUUUCUUUAUUGCAAGUUCUGUUUAAUUUAGAUUUUCUUAUCCCCUGCUAUGUUAAUAAUCCUGUUUGUGAUUAAAGUUCAAUUUAGAGAUUCAGAUCCAAUUAUUUAAGGUAAAUUACAUCUGUUUGAUGUGAUUUAACUCCUAAAUGACAGUGAAUAGAGCAGUGAAAUUGCAGGGGAAUGAUCUAUACACUAAAACUGCUUUAUUUAGCUAAAGUAAUUUAGGUGACUAUAGUGUUCCUUUAAAUGGUACAACUGCUUAUUGUUGGAGUUUGCCAGGGUGCAGGCAUGGCAGUACACCACUCAUGUGGCCCUGAAGAUGUUCAUGAAGGAAACUAUGGAGGAGUGAGAACUUCAGGUAAGUAUAUCUUCUUCCCCAAAUUCCCCUGUGAAGCCACUAGGCAACUAUUUGCAAAAACUGCAAAGACACCUCAACUGACAGUCACUUGAACCCAACUUGUAGCUUUUAUCAUAGAAAGACAUGAUGCAUCUAUAAUUUUUGAUGGCACCUCAAUUAUUCUGGAGCUAGGAGAGAUUAUAUCUAUAUGUAUUAAUACAAAAAUUGCACAAAGAAGUAGGCACCAAAAGAUAGCUAAGUUCUUACAGAUUAGAAAAAUGUUUUUAUUUGGGGGUUGUUAGUGAUACAGACUCCAUUAAAAAUAACCAUUUUGAGUAUUUUAAAUGUUUUGUUGCAAUAAUCAAUAUAAAAGUUCAUUUCUGUUUUGGUCUCUAGAGAAGAAUUAUGCACACGAGCUUCCCAUUGAAGAUAUCCGUAAGUAUUACCCUUUUUCUUUUCUUUUUUUUUACUUUUCUCAUCUUUGAUUUUUGGCAAAGGGUGCUAAAUCCAGAUUCCUUCUAUUUGAAUGUCAGAUCUGCAUCUUGGUAUUGUCACAGACAAUUUUGACACUAUAUUGACCAAUGUUUUGGCAAGACUUUGAGAAUGAACCAGAUAUUGCAUUUUCAGACAAGUAUCCACAAUGAUCACUCAUAGUCAACAUUUUAUCAAAUGCUCACUGAAACAAAAAAAAUAUUAUAUCUGAAUUCUACACUCUGCAAACUUAGUGAACCCUUCCAUGAUGUUAAUUACCACUGUGAUGAAACUCCUAUACUCCAAUUGAAUACCUUUCCAUCUUCCUCACUACUAUCAGGGGACUCUGGAACACUACAGAUUCAGUCGCCAAAGCUUGACUGGAGUCUUUGAGGACCUCAUUGGAUAUGGCUUCUGUGAAUAUAGCUCUGGAGACCCUCUCUCCUGAUAAGUAGUGAUUAUAGCUUCACCACAGCUUUUCCCUUACACAUUAGACGUGUCUGAAUGUAGGGGAUAGAAUAAUCUUUAUUCCACAGAACUAUUUAUGCACAGCAUGCUCUUUCAUUUAAAGCAAUGUACAAUACAGUUGUCCCUUCCUGGAGCCACUUUGUCUGGGAACUUAAUUACAUUAUCCCCAGCUAACACAAGUCGCUCCCUUCUGUGUCCUUAAAGUCCUAGAGGCACAACAUACAAGAAGUCCACCAGUACCGCUUUCUCUGUAACGUACCGCCACACAAUAUAUAUUCUUGGAAAGCUCCUCACCACAUGCCCUCGCUGUCCAAAUAUCGCCCUGAUCAGAGAAGCCGCACCAGAGUAGUAGUAGUGUUUAAAAUUUUACUAGGUCGUGGAUACUUUUUGAACCGACGAGAAGUUCCAGGCAUACGGCGGUUUAGUCCUAGUUUCACAGAAAGGGUUCCCAGACCUCUGGGGAAGAAAGCACUCUCAAGCCCAAGGUAUCCUCUCAUCCCUCCCACCCUCCCUUCCAAUACCCGCUUAAAGAUCAAUCAGACCUCGACACAGUCCCAAUCCAGUGAACAGCUACUGAGUGUUUCAUGGUAUCUCCUGGGAAGGCGCUCAAUGUAUAAAAUGAGUCCAGGUGAUCCCCAGAUGUACUAGAGUCCGGCUGGGAGGCGCAGUAAGCAUCCAGGGCCCCAAUAUUCCUCUGCACAGUGACAGGGGCUCUUGGGGCCAGGCCCAUAGUCUGUGGUCAGGAGGCUGGCCUUUAAACCUCUCCAAAAGUCUUUGGCACGGAAGCUUCCAUCACUGCCACCAUCGUCAAUGUUGAAUUUUUUUUUCAUUUAUUUACCUUGAUGUCACUCUUGUGAUUUAACUUGCUAUAAAAUCCACGGCAAUUGUCGGUGACUACUAAACCUUCACGUUGCACAUGAAAAAGAGAAGAGAAAGGACCAUGCAUUGGUUUUUCGGCUAGAGGGCAACCCCUCUGGUCUUUUCACUUAACAAGAUUCUCCAGAAUCUCCACUGAUGUCUGUAAGGGCUUUGGGGAACUCAAGGAUGCUGUAGCAGAUUGCCCUUAUGUUAUACCAAAAAUACAGCCUAUUUUGAACAAAUAUCCAGAGAUUUGCUGUUGGAUUUUUUUUUUUUUUGAACACCCUAGUUCAGGCAUAGGAAACCUUCGGCACUCCAGAUGUUUUGGACUACACCUUCCAUGAUGCUUUGCCAGCAUUACAGGUGUAAGAGCAUUAUGGGGGAUGUAGUACACAACAUCUGGAGUGCCGAAGGUUGCCUAUCCCUGCCCUAGUUAAUAAUUGUCGACAUUUAUUAACUUUAGAAGGAGGUUGUUCUGAUAACAUUUAUUUUCUACUAUCAUUGAAUUCUUACAGAUUAUAUCACUUAAACCUAUACAAAAUUUUAUUUUGCAGAGACUGAACAACUCCUAUAUAAAGCCCAAAAAGAAGAAUAUCUGGAGCAAAAGGCUAUUUAUCUAGAAAGGGUAACAUAUUAUAUUACAUUCUGUCUUACUUUUACAUUACACGUCAUAUAAUUUUUUUGCUUUUGUUUUUAAAAAAAAAUAGAUUCUUUUUUAUAUAUUGUGAUAUUGCCUUGUCAUAUUGUCCUUUGUCCAAAUAACUUGAUUCACUACAUGUUUCCCUCUAUACAUUUUGCCCAUUUCAUAUCCACAUUGUAUGGUUCUACCCAACUUUGCAGCCACCAUCUGUAACUCCAACUAUCUCUGUGGCUGUUUCUGGACAUCCACCCCACCUUAUUCCCUGUUCGUUGUGUGCAGUGCUAAGGAAAGUAUUGCAAGAACAAUUUUUUUCAGUUUCUGGAAACACACACAUAUAUAUAUAUAUAUAUAUAUAUAUAUAUAUAUAUAUAUAUAUAUAUAUAUAUAUAUAUAUAUAUAUAUAUAUAUAUAUAUAUAUAAAUAAUUUAUUUUUUAUAUACUAUGUGAAUUAACAGAACAUUAAAUAUUUGAAAGAACCAGCCAGCAUGGCUUGUUGUUCAGUUUUCCUUUCUGUACAAAAAAAAUCACUUUUCUGUUGCCACCAGCUGGUUAAAAGCUUUAAUUAUGUACAAAAAAUAUUUCACAUGUUGAAAGAUCUAAUGGCCUGAUUCAUGUUAUAAUAUAUGUGGGGUCUAAGCUUUAAUUACUAAAUAUACCCUACUUGUCUUCAUGUGACUCUAUAACAUGGAUGUGCUCUCAUUAUACGAUGAAAAGGGAUAUUACUGAGGUAACGAAGCUCAGAGGAAUAUCAAUAAGUCAGUAGUUUAACCGACUAGUUAGACAAUCAUAUAAAUACAGCUACCAUGGCUGUCUUCCUGACAGCCACUAGAGACGCUUCUUCAGGGCCGAUCACAGGCGCCUGGGUGCAGAAUUUCUUUUUUUGGCACCCCCAGGUGGGUGUGGUCAUCUUUCUAACCCCUCCCCUUUGCAACGACUUCACCUCUCCAUCUAGACACACACUCACUGACAGUCACACACUCUCACUGAGAGACAAACACUGACAGAAACAUACUCCGACAGAAACAUUGACACACACUCUCAAUGACAGAUACACAAUGUCACUGAUUUGAAACAUUCGCUAACAGACACAAAUGCUGACAGACACAUAGUGGUACACAAAACAAGGAAGUCCAGCAUUCAGCGUUUUAAAUCACAGCAUACAUAAUUACAUAAUUACACACACACUGCCCCAUGCAUACCUAGACAGUCACACACAAUACAACACACACACAUUCACACUGUCAUAUGGACACUGUAUCAGUCUCUCUCUCUCUCUCUCUCUCUCUCUCUCUCUCUCUCUCUCUCUCUCUCACAGUCCUUGCUGUCAUGAACACUGGAAGGAGGAAAGAAGGCCAUGGUCCCUAGUGUCUAGUGGGAGGCAGGUAUUCCUUCCUGCUUACCCUCUGAUUUAGACUUGGUGAUGCCCUCUUAAACAAUUAUCUAAAUAAACUCAUUUGUAUAAAAACAAUGUUUAAUGCAAAAUUCUAUGUAAAAUAGUUUUCCUUAUUUGAGAUUGCUGUAUAUGUACAGUGAUGUAUGCACCCCACAAAUUAAUACACAUACAUAUAAAUCCACAGAUCAUAUCUCAUACAUACUUAGACAUGUGCACACUCACAUACAGACACACACUGUCAUAUACAAAGACACAUACCAAUAUACACAGUCACAUAUACACACAGACACACACUGUCACAUACAGAGACACAUAACAACAUACAUACAUACCUACCAGGUUAUUUACAAAAAUGAGAAUUGUCAGGAAUUCAUAGUGGAUUUCAAAGUGGAUGACAGAAUAGUCAAACUGGAAGCAUUGUAUUCCUGACAAUUAUAACCUUGUCAGACAUGAAUUAACACACAUCAUCAUGGAGACAGACACACCAAAAAACAGUCACAGACAUACACGCAUUAACACAAUUACAAACAUUCAUAAAAGAAAACCACAGAGACACAUACAUUAAAAGACACACGAAGUCCCAUACAUAGACACACAACACACUCAGUCACAUAGACAUAGGCUUAUGGAUAGCAGGUUUGUUGGUAGGUUAAUUAAAUUGGUGUUCAGGUGUGUUUUGUGACAUGGUAGGUAUUUCUGGUAUAACACCACCUACACUCUGCACCUCCUUUGCCAGGUACCUACUGGGGGGGUUUCUAGGGUUGGGAGGUUUUCAUGGCUGCUAUCUAAGUCAUCUCCUGAGUCCUACCGUGUUCCAAGCUGUGACACUCUUCGCCGCAGCACCCCCCUCAUUCUAGUGCUUGGUCACAAAUUCCCACUCAAAUUACCCUGGUGGUCCAGUGGUAUCCUAUAUCCGUUCCCUGGCAGUCCGGUGGUGAAUAGCAGGAAGCGCACGUCCUGUUGUUUCAGAUCAUAAUACCCACUCCUUCGCUGCUCCGGCUUUUUUUGAGAAUCUCUGAGCCUGUUCUCUGACUAACUAACUGAGCGCCGGAACCACGAGGGAGAGGAUAUGAUUUAAAUGCACCUACUGCCGGUGCGCACCAGUGGACCAGCAGGGAAUUGUUUAAAUGUAAUAUGCUGUCCCCAACUUGCAAGUUGUGUUGGCUGCCAGGCACCUCUGUCGUCAUGGCGCAAUGUGUGACCGCACAGCUGUCACACCUCAACAGCUGGUCCUGCUGUCAGACUGUCAGGGUACCUGUUGGUGAUGUAUCCAGGGAGGACAUCCUCUCUGCUUAGGGGCUCCCUUCCCCUAGCAUUUCGGCAUAUUCCGUCCGUUUUCGCGCCGGCCGCGCUAGCUCCUCCCCCUUUAUGACGCGACGGCUAGCGUCGACGUCAUGACGUCGGCAUUUGCAUAAAGUGCCGGGAACCGCUAUUCCGGACCUUUUGGGGGCGUGGUCUCUAUUUAGGUUACAGGGUAUUUAAAGGAAACCUUUACUACUGCUCAUUGCCCUGUCGUGGUUCUAGCUUGCUAGUCACUCAGCGCGUUCUUUAUCUUGUGUUUCCGGUUUUGACCCUUGCUUGUCUUUUGUCCUGUUGUCCUCUCCUCUCCUUUGACUCGGCUUGUAUCUCGCUUACCUGUCCUCCGGCUCCCUCGACCUCGGCUUACCUUUUGACUAUUCUUGCUUUGUCCUUACGUUAGUCCGGCCAUUCUAAGGUCCGGUAUACGUACCUCCUUCUGUGCGCACUCUGCGUAUUGGAUCCCUGUCAGUUUCCUGACACAGACACACACAAACCCCGACAGACACACACACUCACUGACAGACCACCACUUACUUGACAGACACACUCGCUGACAUACACUCAGUCACACUGACAGACACACUUAAUGACAGACACACACACUCACUGACAGAUACAUUUACUGACAAACACACUCACUGACAGACACACUCGAUGACACACACACACAAACACUGACAGACCCAUACUCACACACACUGACAGUCAAACUGACAGAAACAUUUACUGACAGGUACACACUUACUGGCUGACAGACACAUACACUCACACACACUGACAGACACACACACUCACUGACAGAUACAUUUACUGACAAAAACACACACUUUCUAACUGACAGACAUACACACACUCACUGACAGACACACACUUACAGACACACUCACAAACACUUACUGAUAGACAAAUACACACUUACACAGUCUUGCGCACACACUCACAAAUUAAUUGUAUUGUUUGUUGCUCCUACCUUUAGGAGUCUUCUGGGUCCUUUCCCAUUGAUCUUCCUGCUUCUCUCUCCUCCCUCGCACUGUUUAGUGAUGCUGGGUCGGAAUUACGUCAUAUUCCAUCUUCCGGCAUCACCACAAAGAGAGCAGGAAGAUCAUCAGCACAGGCAGUGCUCCCUCGCCGCCGCCUGCCUCCUUCCUCACCUGGCCGGUAUAUUGCUGCAGAGUAGGCACCUGCCAUCUGGGAUAAGCAGGUGUCUACUCUGCCUUGCUAGAUAACCGCCGUUCCAGGGGUGCCCUUAGGUGGCCAGCUGGCCACCUGUUGGCCUCCCCUUGACAGGCCAUCGGUCUGCUCUGCGAGGCGCCCCCCAUCUCCUGGCACCAGGGCGCAGUGCACCCCAUACACCCGCUCACAAUCGGCCCUGUGCUUCUUUCUCCAGUAAGGAGUGAAACAUAGUCUUGCAAUCUAAUGCUGCUGAUUGUAGCAUUUCAUUGGAGGAGCGCAGUGUUUUGCUGCAUAUGUGUUCUCCAAUCCAGUGCUUUUCUAUGACAAGUAUUGGAUUGGGCAAUAUCAUGAUAUAUGUCGGCUUGGAUGCUGACAUAGACCUAGAUGGAGCAGGAGGCUGUAGCGGAGGAGUUUUGGCUCUGAAAACAAAAUUAGUUUGCUUUAUUUAACUUUUACUACGCAAAGGGGAUGGACAGUGAUAACGUCUCUAUAAGGGAAGCUAUAGUCCAGAAAUAGUGAUGUCCCGAACGGUUCGCAAACGGUUGAGUAAACUUUGACCCUGUACCUCACAGUCAGCAGACACAUUCCAGCCAAUCAGCAGCAGACCCUCCCUCCCAGACCCUCCCACCUCCUGGACAGCUCACUAAGAAUGCAGCUUCACAAUGAAUGUAAAAUGGAUGCUGUCCAGGAGGUGGGAGGGUCUGGGAGGGAGGGUCUGCUGCUGUUUGGCUGGAAUGUGUCUGCUGACUGUGAGGUACAGGGUCAAAGUUUACUCAAUGAUCCGUUCGUGGCGAACCGUUCAGGACAUCACUAUCCAGAAGUAAUGAUUGUUAUUUUCGGGACUAUAGGUUCCCUUUUAAUACUAGACUGUUAAAAAAUUGGUUUGGAGCAUUUUGUCAUUUGAUUCGGGCAAACCACUCCAAACUAAUUUUUGCACAAGUCUAAUUCAUGCUCUCAGAGUGUGGUCUUAUGCCUGCGUGUUAUGUUUAUCUUGAGGAGGUUCCCUCAGUGUUUUUAGUCUCCUUUUGCCCCAUCUAAAAUCAUUGAGUGACUGAGGACCAUUUGACUCCUUUAUAUAAAUAUUGCUCCUACUCAAUCUAUAUCAGUAGAGUACCAAAUGCAACAUUAUGAGCAUGUUGGCGGAGAGCAGAAACUAUUUUGGCUUUCCCAUUGUUUUUUCAAAAAGUAAUUUGUACUUCUGCGCAACCAUUGCAUGUUGUUUGCAGCUGAAUAUGCACCAUUUUUUAUUUAUUUGUCACAGAAAAUAUUUGAAGGGAUACUUUAAGCACCAAAAGCUUAAUGAAGCAGUUUUGGUGUAUAGACCAUGCCCCUGUAGUUUCACUGCUCAAUUCUUUGCCAUUUAGGAGUUAAAUCACUUUUGUUUCUGUUUAUAUCUGUUUGUAUCUCCUGCUCUGUUAACCCCUUAAGGACACAACGGAAAUAUUCCGUCAUGAUUCACUUUUAUUCCAGAAGUUGUGUCCUUAAGGGGUUAAUGGAAGUUUAAUCGCACACGAGGUUCCUGUAGCAUACUAACAGAGCAGGAGAUCUGAAAUUCUGAAUUAAACAGACUGUACAAAAAUACAUUUAAAACUAGAUCCCUCUUUAGAGGAAAUAUGUAGGGAUCAUAAUGUAUGCACAAAAACUGCUUUAUUAAGCUAAAGUUGUUUUGGUGCUUAUAAUCUCCUUUAAAUUGAUAUAAUCUUCUGACAAUUAAUAGCACUAUUGGCUAGUAGGAGGAAGUGAAGAUGUUUGGUGAAACCAUCCAAGACUGAGAGCUGUUUUGCUAUAAAGCUGUACAAUCAUUUGUUGCAUGUUAAUUUGUGAGUAUUUAAUGUACGUCACUUCAUAGAAUACUAAAAUGCUGUGGAAAUCUUGCAGAUUUCAUAUUUAAUAUUCAAUGUUCAAUUUCUAAUGCAAAAGAUGACAAACUUAAACUAGUGGUAUGAAUCCACGUUCAUUUCACUGCGACUGUGAAGCACCUAGUUCCUUGCAAUAGUUGUGCUUUAUGUGUACAUACUGUUGGUAAAUCAUAUGAGUUUAAUAACUUGUGUGUCUCACUUAAAACGGAUUUCUACUUUUCCAUUUAAAACACGGAAUCCAAAAGUUGCAUUAAUUCCAUAGCAUCCCAGGAUCCCAUGCAUUACCUUGCAAACAAGUGUGCUUUAUGGAAUUCAUUUUAGUUUAUUAUUAUUGUAGCGGAGAUCUAGUAUUCCACAGGAUAUCUCCGCUCAGGAUCCCAGUGAGGCUCAGGAACAAGUAAUUAUAAAUCCAUAAAGCAAGGUUUCCAGCAGGUAAAACAAUAUAGCAAUAUCCCAACAGCAAUCCCAAUAACUGGACGACACACAGCAUCAGGAGCAGAACCAAACCUUUAUUUUCACAGUGGCCUUAUAAAGCAUGCUCUCAUGCAAGGGAGGGAUUUUCAUUAAUUAAUACAGUAUCCAAUCCUGUUCUAGUAACCUCCCACACAUCUCCUCCCUCAGCCUGACUCAUAAUCCCCUUAUACUGUACACAAAUUCCCCCAGUUUCUGGAUGUACCCCUAAACCUAGGGGUACCCCUUUAAAUGGCACAUCCCCUGGUAGCCCUGAUCUGGGUGAGCAACAUAUCCAAAAAUCACCCAGAUCGGACCAGGGGUUCGGGAAAUUUGUGGAGGUAAUAAAAAGACCGACCGCGCUGGAGAAAACCGCCGAAUUGGGUUCCAUGCGAUGGGGCCCUGCGGUCGGUCACAGUAUAAGGGAACAAAUUGCACGAAAGGCUAAGGCUACAGAGAUCAGGUAGGGUUCGCAUGAAUCCCCUCGUUCGGUGGUUUAUUUCUACCAAACGAGGGGCCGUUCGGUAGUUUGGAAGCGAACGUAUCGUGCGUAUGGAGGUCUCAGCGGUGUUUGCCUAGUCGAGUGUCCGAUUCGGGUUCCAGACACUCGACGGCAAAACACCGCUGUUCAGGAGUUUUAAAAUGGCCGCCGCCACGUGUUCGUUUCCCGAAUGGCGGCCAUCCCGAGAACAAAGGACCUACCGCACAGCUUGUCAAUUACCCAUUCGCAACAUUAUUGCAACGGGUAAUUGAAGGUACACUUCACACAGGGGAGGUCUGACUGUUUGGUAGUUUCAUUCCCUUAGUUGUUCGAAUGAUUUUACCGAACAAUCAGACGAAUACACGUUAUUUAGAUACAUAUAAUCCUGCAAUUUACACGAAUACAUUCACACAUAUGCAAUUUCCAGGACAGCCCAGUGCCAUCCACUACAAUUAUUAUUAUUAUUAUUAUUAUUAUUAUGUUUAUAUAGCGCCAACAAAUUCCGUAGCGCCUUACAGUGGGUGGACUAACAAACAUGUAAUUGUAACCAGACAAGUUGGACACACAGAAAAUGAGGGGUUGAGGGCCCUGCUCAAUGUGCUUGCAUGCUAGAGGGAGUGGGGUAAAGUGACACAAAAGGUAAGGGAAGUACUAGGGAAGUAGAUUGGUAGAAUAGUAUUCAAUGAAGACUUAGUGUGGGGUUUUGGAGCCAUUAACAGUUUAAUUGAUAUGCUUUUGUGAAAAAAGUGAGUUUUUCGUGUGAGUCUCCUAGUGGAGACUAGGUGAGCAACUAACGGAAAAUGAAGGGAGUUCCACAAGAACGGUGCAGCCCUAGAGAAGUCUUGAAGGCGAGGUGGGAGUACGAACAGAAAAUAGAUGCAGGUCUUCGGCAGAGCGUAGGGGCUGUGACGGGACAUAUUUGUGUAUUAGAGAGGAUAGAUAGGCAGGAGUAGCAUUAUGUAGAGAUUUGAAAAGCAAGAACCAAAAGUUUAUAUUGAGCCAUAUAACUUACAGGAAGCCAAUGCAGGGACUGACAGAGGGAUGAGGCGUGGGAGGUACGGGUGGACAGGAAGAUGAGCCUCGCCGCCGCAUUCAUUAUAGACUGCAGUGGAGCAAGUUGGAAACAUGCAAGACCACUGAGAAGCGGAUUGCAGUAGUCAAGGCGAGAGAGGAUAGUGGCAUGGACCAGCACCUUAGCCGCAUCUGGCGUUAAGUAGGGGCGGAUGCGCACAAUGUUUUUAAUAUAGAAGCGGCAGGAUUUAGUGAUCGACUGGACAUGAGGGGUGAAGGAGAGGACGGAGUCAAAGGCAGCGAGCCUGCAUGGUGGAGCUGAUGGUAGCACCAUUAACGUGGAGGGAGAAAUGGGGGUAGCAACACUUGAGGGAGUAAAGACCAGAAGUUCUGUUUUGGACAAGUUGAGCUUAAAGGGAUUCUAUAUUGACAGGAAAAUGCAGCCACUAGAGGCUGGAUUAACCCUGCAAUGUUAACAUAGAAGUUUCUCUGAAACUGCUAUGUUUUAAGCUGCAGGGUUAAAACUAGGGGACCUGUCACUCAGACCAUUUAAUUGAAGUGGUUUGGGUGCCUAUAGUGGUCCUUUAAGGAAGUGGGCAGCCAUCCAGUUUGAAAUAGCAGAGAGACAGUCAGAGACACUAGUCAAGUGGGGCUGGGAGAGAUCAGAGGAGGACAGAUAGAUUUGCGUGUCAUCCGCAUAGAAGUGAUACUGGAAGCCAAAGGAGCUGAUGAGUUUACCAAGGGAGGCAGUGUAGAUCGAGAACAGUAGGGGAUCAAGGACUGAACCUUGGGGGACACCAACAGAGAGAGGUUGGAAGGAAGAGGCAGAGCUGAGAAAGAGACACUAAAAUAGCUCUGGGUUAGGUAGAAGGAGCAUCAGGAGAGACCAAUAUCUCGUAGACCGAGAUUGCGGAGGAUGAAAAGAAGCUGUUUAUGAUCAACAGUAUCAAAAGCAGCGGAAAGUUCAAAGAGAAUUAGGAUAGAGUAGUGACCGUGAGGUUUUCAGCGAGUAGAUCAUAUGAUACUUUGGUCAGAGCUGUUUCCACACAGUGCUGAACGCGGAAACCAGACUGAAGUGGGUCGAGCAGAGAAUUGGACUCGAGGAAGUCUGUCACUAUCUCAUACACAAGUAGUCUUUCAAGGAUCUUGGACGCAAAAGGCAGUAGCGAGAUAGAGUAAUAGUUGGACGGGGAGUUAGGGUCAAGGUUGGGCUUUUUUAGAAUCCUGGUUACAGUUGCAUAUUUGAAGGGUAAUGGAACUAUGCCAGAGGAGAGGGAGGGAUUGAGCAGUUUAGUGAGGCAAAGCAAGAGAAGGAGACAGAGUACGGAUGAGAUGUGAGGGAAUAGGAUCAAGGGAGCAGAUGGUGGGGCUGGAGGACUGGAGCAUAUCAGAAACCUCUUCCGCUGUAGCGGGUGCGAAUGAACAUAGAACAGUAGAGGGAGUGAGGUUGGAGUAAAUAUUGUAAGGGGAAAUAGAGAGAUAAGAGAUCUCUUCCCUGAUUGCAGAGAUCUUUUCAGUAAAGUAAGUUGCAAAGUUUGUGGUGGUUCAGUCUGUAGGAGGAGGAGGAGGAGGAGCAUCUGGGUGAAGAAGAGUUAAAAGUGUGAAAUAAUCUUUUGGGUUGGAGGGAGAGUGUGGUUAUGAGGGUAUUGAAGUAAUUUACUUUUGUAGAGGAAAGAGCCAAGCUGUAAGAGCACAGCAUAAAUGUAUAGUGUAGAAAGUCAGAUGUGGAGUGAGACUUUCUCCAGCAGCAUUCAGCAGCUCUGGAGCCUUUUUGGAGGUAUUGAGUCAGCUGGGUGUGCCAAGGUUGUAGUUGGGGACGCUUAUUGCGUUUAAGUGUAGGAGGUGCCCUGAUGUCUAGUUGAGAGGAGAGGGUGGAAUUGUAGAAGGAGAUUGCAGAGCUAUGGCAGGUGAUGUUUGGGGUAGGUAAAAGGAGAGUUUGGAGGUUAGUGAAGAAGUGCUCUAGGUUAAGACGGGUGGGGGGGGGGGACAGUAGACAAUAGCAAUCCUUAAAGGAGUGGGUCUAAAUCGGCGGACAGUGUGAACUUCAAAGGAAGUAAAGGAUAGGGCAGGGGCAAGGGAGAUUGGUCGAAAGGUACAUUGAGGGGAGAGAAGGAUGCCUACACCACCUCCUUUACAGUUGGGUCUUGGAGUGUGGGAGAAUUGUAGCCCACCAAAAUAUGAAGAGGCAGGAGUAGCACUAUCAGAGGGGGAAAGCCAGGUCUCUGUGAGUGCUAGUAGUGUGAGUGAGUUUGAGAUGAAAAGGCUGUGUAUGGCUGUUGAUUUCAGAUCGCUGCAGACCAAGCAGGCGUUCCACAGUACACACUGAAUGUUGGCAAAUAAGGAUGAAGGGCAGGGUAUUGUGAUGAGAUUUGUGUGGUUUCUGGUUGUCUUAGUGUGUGCAGAGGUGAAGGGCCGUGGGUUGGGAGAGACAUCACCAGCUGCUAAAACAAGGAGGAGAGAUAGUGUAACGAAUCACCUGGCACCCCGACUGGGUACCUCCGUUGAAGGAUGCUCCUAGCGCUUCCUGAUGUCUCCAAGCACUCCAGCCGACACCAUAACCACCAUAGACUCCUUCAGAGAGCAUGACAGGAACACGCUCUUAAAAGAGCUUAGGAGUGAUUAUAGCAAGGGAAUAUGCAGUGCAUAGCAAUCCCUUGUAGCAGAUUCCCCCAAUAAGAGACAGGACUCCAAAUUGAGGGUGAAGUAGAAUUGAAGCUUUAAUCGAACACUCUGCUUUUAUGCACAUUUUACACACAUAGUACUGCUCACAGGGUUUUGCAAAACAACCAAUCAAUACGUACAAUACACUCAGACACUCCCAGCAAUUACACACAAAAUCCUCCCCUCUGCCUGUAACAUAAUUACUGAACACAAUGGGCUAACGUAAUUAUCACAGGCAUGAAAAUACGCAAUUUUACACAAUAUUCAUAACUUUAAAAGUAUACUUCACAUUCACAUAAUUACAUUAACAUUACAUUUCAGAAUCAGCAUACUCCAAAUACAAAUAUAUGUCAAAAUCAUACAAAUUGGUCUAGUGGUUCAAAAGUUAGUUGGAAAUCCCUUUUUGACCAACUGCAAGCAUGGCUUGGGUGUGGUAAGCCAAUAAUCUUCAGCAUACAGAAAAUAUCUCCAUACACAACAACAGUAAAAACACAUACAAAUACAUAAUUCCUAUCCUACUAAUCAGAACCCCCACAUUCAAACUAUCCCCAGAUAGCUCGGAUCUGAGCGCUCAAUAUAUCUGAACAGCGCUCAGAUCCCACGAACAGAAUAAAAUCGCCAUGGGGCUUAAGUUUAACAAGGGCCAUACACAGUCCAAUAGAAGUCCAUAAGCACCAAAUGCUGUUUUUAAAGUGCCCAAUCUCCCAGGGGCCAUAGUCAUGAGGCAGGAGGCUGGCAAUCAGGCCCCUCCAGCAGUCAGGGAAAAAAGGCAGUUUGGCACAUAACAAUCCAGUGACAAAAGGCAGUUUGUCACAGAUAGUGACAGGAGGUGUGAGUGGAUUUUAUGUGCACAGGGCCUAGAAUGAGAUCGAUUAUGGGUGGGAGAGAGGGAGCAGAAAAAUAAGUGCAGGGCAUGAGUUGAGAGAAAGGGGGAGUGUGCGAAAGGGGGAGUGAUGCAGAGAGGGGGAAAAGUAAAGGUUGUGGGGGGGAGAGGAAAGUGGUUUUAGGGAGAGAUUAUGAUACUGAGAGAGAAGGAGUAAAUGAAGAGGAGGAGAAGACAGGGCAUAGCCAAACUGGGAAAAAGUCAAUUUGGAGAAAAAAUAAAUGAAUAAAUUGGAAUAUCAAAACCAGGAGUAGGAAGGGUAAAGAUUAAGUUUUAGGGGUUAAGAAAGUGCAGGAGUGUACUGAUAAGAGGCAGUGUGUACACCUGCUGUUUCUGCUGAUCUGAAAUUUGGGUGUGACAGACUAUCUAUAAAUGUUAUAAUGAGCUUGGGGUGGGCAGGUAUCAGACUUUCUUGCAGCAGUAAUGGGGAUAGAAAGUUUGGAAAUCAGGCUGUGGAAGGAAGGUAUGUGAGGGUCAUAUACGCUUGCAAUACAGCUGAGAUAGGGGGAUAUGCAUCUAAGCACAGAGAUGAGGGGAUAGUCAUUCAAACAAAUACAUUUGAGUUGAUAUCAAUAAAAGAAGGGAGCAGUCAAAGGGCAGAAAUCCGAGUGGAAAUAGAGAUAUGCAUAAAUGUGAAUAAAACAAUUACACACAGGGAUAAUAAAACUACACUUUAUAAAAACCUGCUUUAAUUUUAAUUUCCUUAAUAUUGGCUGUUAAACAGCAACCCCGGACGAUCGUUACGACUUUCUUUGGCCUCAUCAGGGAGGUGUAGUUGAUGCCCCUCUAUGCACAAUGAGCGCAGGGUCCACAUCGGGAUUACUCUUUUAACUUGUGAAGAGCCAAGUUAAUGUAUUGCAAAAAAACAAAAAACAACAGAAUAUGAGAACUCUGACAUGUUUAUAGGUUCUCUUUGUAAUGGCACAAGUGAGUAAAUCCAUUUAUGAGACCAAUUUGGCUAUUUUGCCUAAGAUGCGCAGUUUCCUUAUAAAAGCUUCACAAACCUCUGUUUAGUGAAUAAUGCCAAAUACGUUUUUAUUCUAAAUUCAGACAUACUGUACAGCACGGGUCUUUUUCAGGUAGUAAAGCACAUGUGUAGUCUGUCUUCAUUUCACAUUGAACUAAUGGGGACGAGAGCCUUAUAGAUUUGUCUUUUAAAAUUGACUGUUGUCGGAAAACCCUAGGCUCCACUUACUAUGUAAGUGGACAGAUGUCAGUGGUAAAUGUAAAUAUGUUAAAUGAAGUAAUUAAGUAGUGUCUAGUUAUUCCAGGUAUUUAGAUUAAAAAAAGAGAACAAAAUGAACCGCUUCAUGCACUGAUAGGCAGGCGUCUCUGCAAUAUGUUUACUAACUGUCUUGCACAUAAUAUUGUUUGAAUAAUUUAGUAAACCACACAUGAUUAAACAAUAUAUAUAUAUUCAUCUGUGGAACCGUUGGGGUUCUGUAUUAUAGCAUCAUUGUUUUAUUUUAUUUUUUUUCAUCUACAUCUGUAACACAUAUAUUGCUUUGUAGCUGUGUAUUGUCUUCACAGAAUGUGUGUUGUUGUUGGAAAAUACCCCAAAUUGUGAUUCAUCCUGUACAGAGGCAUAACUAGAAACCACGGGUCCCCAGUACAAAAAUUGCCCUAGGGCCCCUCCAUGUGUCACAUGGGUGCGUGUGGCAUAGUUGGGGGGGGUGAGUAUGGAGGGGUUCACGUGAUAGGGUGAAGGGGACAAGUGUGACAGAGUGAUGGAGAAUGAGUGUGACAGUGCUAGAGAAGGUGAGUGUGAUAGAGUGAAUAUGUCAGAGUGAUGGAAGGUGAGUAUGGCAUGGGUGAGUGAUAGGAUUGUGGGAGUUAUUGUGAGUGUGGCAAGGUGAAGGUGGGUGACAGUGUGUAUGUUGGGGAGACCGUUAUACAGACACACAUGCAGAUAAACAGACAAACACACACUGACCUACAUGCAGAUACACACCAUAUAGCACAUACAGAUACAUACACGGACACACAUGCAGAUACACAGACACUUAAUGACAAACAUUCAGAUACAAACAGUAUGACACUCAUACAGAUACAUAGGCAGACACGGACAUACAGAUACUUAUAAACACAUACAUUAAGACACAUCCAGAUACAUACAUAGACAAAUGCGUACAUACAGACAGAUACAUACACACACACACGCAAAAUGUUUUAGUCACUCUCCUGUUUCCUACCUUUUAGGUGCAGGAGGGUGACUUUCCCUGUGAUCCAGUGGCUGGCUCCAGCUGAUGGGAGUUAGAGUGGGAACUCUGACUCCCUCCUCUCCAUCCUUCUCACACGCGGCUCUCUAUGAUAGCUGAGAGCAAAUGACCAGGGAAGUCACUUCCUCCCAGCUCUGACUGGUGGCCUGGUCAUGCUAUUAAAGUGCCGCAGCGCUGACCAGGCCCCCUGGAAAUUCAUUGCCAUCAGGUGGCCCUAACAGCAUGGGCUCCUUCAGCUUUGACCCCUGUGACCACAGUAGUUCUGCCAUUGAUCCUGUAUGCCGCCACCUAGACUGGUAAAAUGUUCAGUAGCGCCAAGGAGCACAUAGCAAUGCUAUACAGAAGCUUCUACAUACAUGCUUGUACCGUGACUCCAACCUUCACUAAUGAGCUAUCUGCAGUAUUCAGAAUUGUAUGGUGGUUGUUGUAUCUCUUGUGCAGGGGGAACUCAUUGGCAUUUUGAAUCUGGACUACCCUUAUGGAUGAGAUCAGUCUGAUUUGCAACUGGUUCUCUCUGGAAUGGCUCAAAUUAGGAAAAACUGUUGAGACCUGAGUGGGAUAAGCUAUUGAGCUUUUCUCGUUCUCAGAGUUGUCAUCUGAAAUCAGACUUUUAUUACACGUUCCCAGUCCCAGAUUUAAAACCCUUAUCCUCAUCUUUACUCUGGUGUCCUGCUUUCUGAGGGUGAAGAGUACAACAUUAGUGCAUAUUUAAACACACUCAAUCUGCCCCAGGUAGGAAUUCCAAGACCUUUUAGCCCAUGUGCAGCUCUUUAGUAGCGUUAAUCUUAUGAGCCGCCCUGCUUGGCUACCUUUCUGGGCAGCCUGUCACCCUAGGUUCACUAUGCCAAGAUGACACACUGUUUUAUGGAUGCGAGGAUCUCACUAACACACAUUGCAGCACUAUCACACCAUCACUAUCUCCCCAGCCUGAGGAUUUACAUCAAAUAAAAUAUCUUAAAAUGAUUUUAUAUGUAUUGUUUGACAUAUAUUUGAAUGCAUUUUCUAUAUUAUUAAUGGAUGCUAAGCGAUGUUUAACUGCAUAAAAUUGGGAUUUUGUAACCUAUUAUUGUGCUUAGCACAGGUUUAUUUGUACUAUUUACUCUGUUUACGUGUACUGUAACACAGCUUUUCAGAUCAGAAUUUUGUCUGCAAAGUAAAAAGCCUGACUAACUAUUUUAAUGCACUGUAACGUGUCAUCUGAUUUCUGUAUCCAUUUUUUUCUUUUCAUCUUAAAUACUUUGCCUGCCUUCCCUAUCCAUCAAUGUGGCUAUCUUCUCAUUAACUGAACUCUAUACAUCUGCACUGUUUGUUGAUUUAUUUUAUAAUUGCAUAAUUCUAAAUUAAAAAUUGUAAAUCCUGCCAGCAAUGGAAUUCACUCCUCAGUAGCUUAUAGUUUUUGUAAUUUGGAAUUUUAAUUAUUUUAUUUACAAGAAUCUUUACAUGUUUGGCCAGUAAUUUUGAUCCAUAAUUUCCCAGAAGUGUGGACGCUUUUUUCUAAAGUGUAAAACCCUCUCUCCCAAAGGAGUAUUGAGUUCUACGUAGGCCUGUAAUCAUUCCCCAGAGAGCUUUCGUCUUAAGAAUUCCACCGUAAAAACAUCCUUUUUAUGUGAUACAUUGAACAUCAAGGAAUGAAUGCAAUUACAACCAAUGCAAUCAUUUAAUUUACUGCUAAAAAUCUCCUGUUGACUUAAUUGAUUUUUAACUUUAAUGGGAAAACAUCACAUUUUCACAAACUGUCUUUACUGAUGACGUCCAAUGUUAUUAGUAAUGUUUAACCCUAUGUGGUUAAUACCUUUAAUCUGCCAUCUAAACAUUGGCCAUUUACUAGUAUACACCACCCAGCAUAUGUUUCUGAGUAGAACAUUAUAUAUUCCAUAGAAAUUUACUUCUAUUUUGCAUUACAAAUUCUGCUGAUUGGUGUAGAAGACAUUCCUUGGGAAUCCACUGAGUGAUUGGUAAGAACCAGGAAACCCUGCUCAAGGUGGUUCUCCUGCUCUCCAUCACAGCAACUUCACAUGCACUUACUGUAACAUAAAAUAGGUACCCCAUGCAUAUUGGGAUCAUGGAGGAGAUGCAUUUUCCGUAGUGUGGGACAUAGGAGGGACCUUGAGCCGUUUGUCAUAAAUUAAUGUUCUACUCUUCUUCAUGGCGGUUGACAUCAAGAGCUCCUAUACGAAUUUCAUUUCAUAAUUGUGGCCUUGUGUUACAUUAUAUAUUCAUUGCAUUAGGAGCUGCUGUCAGUUUAAAAAAAUAUCCAUGGCAAUUAUGUUUAAUGUAUAAAAAAAAAAGUUGUUUUUUUCUGUGGUUUAAUGUGUAACUGCAUUAUAAAGGACCUUUAGGGAAGACGGGGUCCUUAUCAACCUAUUGUUCCGGACAAAAUUUGUAACAGUUUGUCUCAUUUGUUGUUAACUAUUUAUAUUAUAUUGUAAAGCGCAGCAGUAGAAGCUGACAAUAAGAAUAACAAUAAUAAAUCGCAAUGCUUUUUUUUUUGGCAGAACACUUUUUAUAAAUACAAUGUAAUAACUGCCAAUGUCUACCAAAGCAAAACUGCCCAUAUUAUUCAACCAUGUGUGAUAACAGCUUCCAGUCUUUUGCUUGUUUAGACCAUUAUACAAAGGCUAACUUCUUUCACCAACUAAUAUCUUAUACAACGUUAUAUAUUUCUAUCAUUAGAUUUAAAUAUUACUUUAAAGGAGUACUUGAGACACCAUAACCAUUAAAUCACAAGGUAAUAUUUAUGGUGACAUGCGUCUUGCAUUAUCUUCUGGUUAUGUGUCAACAAUUUUUUUUAAGGAUUUUGACACAGUAGGUCCGGCCGGAUCCCGUGCCCAUAGCCCCCGCCACACUACAUUUUUUUAUUGUGGAAUUUACACUUCCAUAAUAGCCUUAUUACUUUAGUCCUUCACUUGACAUGUCCCAAUAUCCUGCGUGUGGGGCUGGAAUGUGGUUGUCCCCAGUUUAUUUAAACCAAUCAAAUAAAAUGUCAAUGAAUCAGAGGCAUGCUUGCACUAUAAGCACUGCAGCAGACUGUGGUUGUUAAAAUGCUUAUAAGGCUGUUUUAUAAGAGGAACUGUCACCUUUAUGUUGGAGAUUGUCACGUUUUUAUUGCCACAGUAAACUGUAGUAAACAUUAGAAUGUGCAUUUUAUAAUUAGGCAUUGAAUUUAUAUUUGGAGAGCAGGGAUGGCUGAUUCUUUUAGAAAGUGAGGGGCUCCAACUAUAUUUUUUUAAAACCUAAUAUAAUAAUGUAUAUUCUAAUGUCCUUCUAAUUUGUAUAUAAACUAAACCAGUAUAGGCAUUUUCAAUUUCAAUAACUACUUAAUUAGAUUACAAAUUCAUCCCAUCGGUUUAUCCUCAGCGGCACACUUAGACAAAUAUUAUUAAUGGAGAAUAAUAAAUUAUUUAAUUUCUCGAGUCAAUCAGAAACCAGUUUGUCAUUUUACCGUUCGCUAUUAUACAUGAAACAGAUCCCACCCGUUCUUUAUUACCUUUUUAUUAUUUCACAACAACUCUACAAAAAUGCCACAGCAAUUUAAAAUUCAUUUUUAGAAUUGUUUUUUCUUUCUUUCACUAUUUGCAAUAGAAAGGGUGGUAUUGUUUUGUAAUUUUCAAUUUAAGUAAAUACCUCAUUUUCAGUGCAUAUAUUGGCUCUGUUAAUCUACAGAGGCAGCCAUCUUAAAUACCGCUUUGGUCCAAGAUACAGGUUAUCUGACCAAAGACCAUACAGAUAGUGGAGAGCUAGUGCACGUUCAUGAAUCCUGGUGUCCUAUUUUAUCACAGGUGAUCUCCAACAUGCUCUUACUUGGUUUCAGCCACUUUGAUGAAUAAGUGGAGUUUCUGAACAAAGAGGACAAAAGAUUUAUUGGGCAGACUAGAUGGGCCAAAUGGUUCUUAUCUGCCGUCACAUUCUAUGUUUCUAUAACCUGUUCCACUAAAACCACUUAAAUCACUGAAAAUCCAUUUCUAUUUCCAUGUAAGUACAAAGAUAGAAUACACCUUAAUAAUGCAAUCUUUUUACAUUUUCAGUGAAAACAAAAUGAUGACUGUUAGUAUAUCCUCUCUAAUAAUGCAUUGAAAAGAGUGUCAAGUGUAAGGGCAGAAUUUUACUGGCUCAUUUACUAAAGUGAACGUGAAAAUUCAUGGUGAAUUUCAAAUGUAAAGUCAGAGUAGCUGAACUGGGAGCAUAGCUGACUUAGAGAAUGUUUCUAGAUCAGCUUUGGACUAUUCAAAGAUUAACAGCUUUUUAUUUUUAUUUUUUCACUUGGGUUGUUCAUUAAAGGGACACUCCAGGCACCCAGACCACUUCUGCCCAUUGGAGUGGUCUGGGUGCCAACUCCCACUACCCUUAACCCUGCAAGUGUAAUUAUUGCAGUUUUUUUAUAAACUGCAAUAAUUACCUUGCAGGGUUAACUCCACCUCUAGUGGCUGUCUACUAGACAGCCACUAGAGGGCACUUCCUGCUCUAUAGCACAGAAAACCUGUGCUAGAGCGUCGCUGGACGUCCUCACGCUGUGUGAGGACCUUCAGCGUCGCUCAAUUCCCCAUAGGAAAACAUUGAAAAGCAUUUUCAAUGCUUUCCUAUGGGGAGCUCUAAUGCGCAUGCGCGGCAUUGGCGCGCCUGCGCAUUAGGUCUCCCCGGCCGGUGGGCAGGAUCAGUCUCGACUGGGAGGAGCGGCGGCGAGCAGAAAUCACUGCCGAGGGACAUCGGCGGGGUCUCAGGUAAGUGACCUGAAGGGGUUUUCACCCCUUCAGCUACCCGGGGAUGGGGGGGGGGAGGGAGAGGGGACCUCCAGUGCCAGGAAAACUGAUUGUUUUCCUGGCACUGGAGUUUCCCUUUAAAGUAUAAUAAUAUACAGGUAGGUGAGAGAGCAGGUUUCCAAACUCGCACAGGGUUAUUCACUAAAAUGAGAAUUGCUGGGAUUGUAAAUUGAAUUUCAAAUGUAAAGGGUAACCGUUUAUGCUCCAUAACAACAUAAUCUAAAUAAAGUUGGUACGGUGCCAGGAGUUGUCCGGGUGCUCUCUUACAUUAAUGGUAAAACCCAGGGAAACUUUUUUAUUAAUGGGAAGCUACUGAUGGGCUUAGUUUCAGCUGACCAUUCUAGCCAAUCAGCAAUGCCGCUGCCAGACGGCACUCUGUACUUCCUGUAACUUAGAUUCUGAAGCUGGUUGCCCCCUGGUGACCUGGAGUUUGGCGCCGCAGGCAACCUUUGGGAUUAUUUAGAUGACGUUGUUAUGGUGGUCAAAGUGUUCUUUUAGGGCCAAACCAGCCCAAAAAUUCUCAAAGUCAGCUAUGCUUCCAGUUUAUCUACUUUAGCCUUAGAGGAACAUUAUAGGGUCAGAAAUAUAAACAUGUAUUCCUGACCCUAGAGUAUUAAAAUCACUACUUAGGUGUCUGCCCCCCUUCCCACCUUUAUUCCAACGCAGCGUGGGUCUGCCUAUGCUAGGUCCGCCCCUGCUCCGCCUAUAGGCUGAGAUCAUCAGAACAAUCUCAGCCAAUCCAGUGCUUUCUUAUAGGAAAGCAUUUGGAAGCUAUCUCACAUAAAACAACGCAUCUUUAUUGGGAAAGUUCAGUGUCUCCAUUCAGAGCUGAAAUGCAGCACUGACCCAGGAAAUACCUCUAGUAGGCAGCAAUGUAAACACAGAUUUUUUUUCUGAAAAGGCAGUGUUUACUUUAAAAAGCAUGCGGAAACAUGCUAUACACACCAGGACAACUACAUUAAGCUGUAGUUGUGCUGGUGACUAUAAUGUCCCUUUUUGAAAAUUCACUUUGAUUUCUCAACAAUUCUCACUUUAGUAAAAUACCCUGACUGAAUUCCAGGCUUUCGACAGUUAAGUGAAUACACUUGUCAGUGUUUGGUUUGAUAUAUAGUUGCUAAUAUGAAAAUUUGAUUAUUUUUUUUUGCCAUAAACUCCAAUAUACCUGCACUCUUUGCUGAUGUUAUAAAACUUUAGGAUGAUAGAACAUUUUUGGGGGUUUUCAAUCAUCUUUUAUUUGCAGUUUGAGGACAAUUUAACCCCUUAAAGACCAAACUUCUGGAAUAAAAGGGAAUCAUGACAUGUCAUGUGUCCUUAAGGGGUUAACGAGCCGAGUGCACUGUGUCACAGUCAGGGGUAUCACACAGCUCGUUUGGAGUAUUCUAAUUAGAUGGUGCUUUUAUAUGUAACAUGACAAUUUUACAGCAUCCCAAAGGAACAAUGAAUACACUACAACAAUUCAAUUUGUGUAACAAGAACACAUGGCAUAAUGGUUUUUAAAAUGUAAUUGAAUAAUGUGUAUGAGCAUUUCCAAAUGUAUCCCCAGGCCGUGGAAACCUGAGUAAUAUCCAUUUUACCAGCAGAAGAGUCAGCAUUAUGUCAACUUAGACAAUAAUGUAAAUUGUCAUUGAUUCAUACAGUGGUUAAUGGUGUUUAAAAGGAGCAAUUAUUGCAGAUUGUGUUUCUAUUCUAUCUGCCUGCACUGCCAUAUUACAGACUGUAGCAUUGCAGGACUGGUCUUUUGAAUGUAAUGUAACAGGGCUCCUGGCACCCGCAGGGUUAAAGCCAUGUCCACCUUACAACCCGUAUGAAAUGCAAACAAUUUGUAGUCCUCGGACUAUGUUACAGCCAGAAUACAUCUACCACUUAAAUGGUUUCUACCCCAAAAUUGGCCCUAUAGAGGGCUACAUGAGUGUUGUGUUUUAUAUCAGAAGGUAAGAUAUGAUAUUAUAGUAAGUCUGUCGUUGUAUAAAGAAAUACAAACUUUAAUUUGUUUAAAAAGGGAACGGCUUUUUCUUCGUCUUAGUACUGCCACUACGCCGUCUGUUUUGGGGGUCCAAGUGACUUCUGCAUGUGGCCAGGCUGAUAGGAGUGUCAGGCCACUGAUUCAUGCAACCUGGCUGCAUUAGUACAUCUUUGUGUGCAUAUAAAAUAAAUACAUCUUUGUGUGCAAAUAAAGAUAAGCAGUCUUUUAGGACAGCCAUCUCUUGGAUUCUCGGAAGUGGGAUAUUAUAGAAAGGAAUGUUUGCAGCUAAGGGGUCCCAUAUCAGGACUGUCCUUCUUGAAUUUGGGACAAUUGUCAAGUAUGCUUAAUGCUAUUUUUUUUUUUUUUAUAUAGUGGAUUUAAAUAUGGGAGUGGAUUCCAUCUUGGAGUGUGUAAGUCACAGCCAAGGGAGUUGUGACUAGGGCUGAAUAAACUUAGUGAUUUAAUUCCAAAAUGGCAAAGAAUUAAGCAGCGAGACUGCAGGGGCAUGAUCUGUGCACCAGAACCACUUCAUUAAGUUAAAGUUAUUUGGUGCUUACAGUGUCCCUUUAAUGGGGCACUUCUGUUUGAAAUUCACUAUGCCUUUUGUGAUGAAUUAUCUUCACAAAGUGUGCGUCAACAAAACAAAACAAAAUCUCCAUAUAGCUGCAUUAUUUAUUUUUAUUUUUGAAAUCCCCCAGAGCUAGUCUAGGGCUAGGCAAUGGAUUAGCUCUAUAAUUCCCUCCUAGUCGGAGUUCAAUGCAGAUAACCAUCCUUUGUGUGUAAUGUUUGGGUUAUGUGGCUGCUUUACUCGGCUCACUUGUAGUAUACAAUAAAGCAACUAAGUAGCAGAAAGACAAACGAAUGUCAGAUAGACCCGUGAUCUACCUCUCUGGGGGCUGAAUUUGUGUUUCUGUUCCAGGUUUGUUCUCCAGUGUCCUGCUUCACUCUGAAAGCGCAUCAUAAGACUGUCUCUCACCGUCACCGAGCAAAAUAAAUUCAGUACACUGAGCCCAUGCACAAUCUCUUUAGCAGUGGUGUCUGCAUGGCCAGCCUGGUCUGCAUUCAUGUUAGACUGACAUACUCCCCCUUUGAGAGCACCGUCAUGUUCCAAACAUCCCAAUGUUGCUUAAUAUACUGACUAUGUGCCUGCCUGAGCCUCCCCUUCUUCUAGUGAUGGCCGAUUGACUUCCAGCAGUUUAUCUCGCUCGGGGGAUCCAUUCACUAAAUGCCGAAUGGCAAUCAAACAGCCACAUGCUGUUCAACUGUCACAAUCCAGCUGGUUUAACCUAGUGGGCUAUUUACAAAAAGUAAAUUGGUUUCAACUGAAUUUGCACUUCCAUUUGGCUACAGUAAAGAUUUUUAAAAUACAGAAUCUCCAUAUGAGUCGUUUGACAAUUCACUAAAAGCCAAAUUGCAACCUACAUUAGUUUGUUCCAAUUUUUUUUGUAGUCUCCAUAAUCCUAAAUCCCUCUUGAAGCCCAAGGAGAAAGCGCAGCUUAGGGAAUAGGGCCCUGACAGGGCUAGGAGGCGGGCUAGGGCCGGGAGCAUUAGUGGGGAUUGGUGGGUCGAUGUUUGAGGGUUGGCUGAUAUAAAGGGUCGGCCAUUUUGUGAUCCCUCACUCUAAUUUCUUGCAGAGUUGGUCCCUCCCUCCCUUUUGUAGCCUUUUUCCCCGCUUGGUCACAGUGGCAGGGUGGGGUAAGGAACAUUAAGGGAAAAUGGGCAUUGCUUAAUAUAGGAGAAAGGGGAGUUAGUUGAUUGGUUUAAAGGGUACAUUGUUCGUACAUGUUUUGGUAGGUUUCGAGUCCGUUGGUGGCUCAGAACCUUGGUGGUGUAGGGUAUCUGGGUAUACCCCUACCAGGUAAAAUUGAUGAAUGUUGGCACUUUACAUGUUAUAGUUAUAUGGCUGUUAUAUAUUGGGAAACGUGCUAUGUUGUGGGUCAUUGCCUUGAUUUAAAUAUGGGAGAGAUUAUAUAAUGUUGGAGGUGUGGCAGGUAUUGACCUUUUUUAUAUAAUUGUAAACCAUAAGUUACUAAUAUUAUCUUUAUUAAAGCUGUUGACAUUUUUGACCCAUACCCAUAAGUGUCAGUGUCUUAUUCGGUGGGAUGGGUUAGGUUCAUGUAUCCCUCCCCUGCCCAUGUGGCGACUAUGCACCUGUCAUGGUUCCCCUAAAUCCUCUUAACCCUGUAAGCAUACCCCAGCACUAAAUCCUAAAGCUACUCUUACAUAUGGAGGAGGGAGGUCUUGUCACAACGUAAUUCUUGUGUAAUUCUGCUUCGUUUCGGUUACCGAUUGGUUGAGCUAUUCUGAAAUUACUCUUGUGGUUCUAAUGAGCUUAAUAUGAUAUCUGGAAGGUUCCAUUUGUCUCGGCUUACUUAGCAUUUGGUCAUUAAGGAAUACAGUGAAUUUUACCAAUUAACUCCGGGACAAUUGACCUGGAUGAAAUCAGCCCAAUUUGGCAUUGACUGAAUAGACCCUUCAGAUUAGUCAGUGGCUGAGCCCUGAACCUACUCUGAUAAGGAUGUCUUUUUUUUUUUUUCAAGAAUGGGACAUAAUGUGUUUCUGAAUUCUGCACAAUCGUUUUUUUUUUUUUUUCUUUUUUCUUCAAAAAAAUGAAAACAAUUCAAAUGAGGCAAAAAACUAAAAUUAAAUGUUUUAAAGUGUUUGUGCUGGAAUGAACCCUCUUGAUUUUUAUGAUUUCCCAUAGAUUGGGGAAAAUGUAUGAGCAUUACUCCAAUUAGUUGAAAACGUGAUAUAAUUACAAUAAUCUCACACAUCUUGUAUGUUUUACUUGUGCCGCACCCAGUUCAAUGCCAAGCAAUAUAUUACACGUGGAGCAUGCCCUGUAUAAACUGGCACAUUUGCUGUCAUUCCAGUAAAAAAAAACCUCCCAUUUUAAUGUAAAAAGAAAUGCCUUGUAAGCCUGGGAAAAAAGCCAGCUGAACAAAUCUUUAUAGUGGAAUCUUCAAACGGCUGAGCUGUGCACCUCGGUGAAUUCGGCAAGUCAGCAAAUCCACGUUUCCAAUUAAUUGCAAAGCAUCGCGCUUCUCAUCCAUUAGGAUACAUUAAACGUUCCCAUCCAAAUUGUAUCAGCUGGUAGGCAAUGCCUCCGCUGUCUUAUAUCAACUGAAUGUGCAGAAACAAGGCCAGAUAUUGAAAUGACAAGUGUCAGAGACUGCAUGGAGUCCAAAUACAAAUUCAGUGUUCAUUUUAACUCUUUCACAUCCUAUGCCUAUACAUUUACUAACUAAAGCAAAUAUACAUUUUACUAAAAUCCCCCUCUGCUUAACUUAACCAUCACUGGUUUUCACUUGGCAGAGAAAGCUCUUCUUCCAGAACUUUAUUCUUUUUCCCUGCAUCUUUGCAGUGUAACUUAUAAAUAUUACUAUAAUAUGUAUACUAAUAUACAUGCCUAUAAAUGUAUGGAUACAUGCACUGACCCAUACAGACAUGCACACACUCACUGACACAUGCACUUAACUAUGUAAGCCGACACACACAUAUGCACUGAUGCAUGCAGAUAGGCACACAGACAUGCACUGACCCAUGCAAAUCGACACACACACAUGCACUGACCCAUGCAGCAGACACACACCUGCACUGACCCAUGCAAAUAGACAUACACACAUGCACUGACCCAUGCAAAUAGACACGCACGCACUGACCCAUGCAGCAGACACACACUCACACACUGACCCAUGCAGCAGACACUGACCCAUGCAGCAGACAUACACACAUGUACUGACCCAUACAGCAGACACACACACAUGCACUGACCCAUGCAAACACACACACGCACGCACUGACCCAUGCAGCAGACACACACUCACACACUGACCCAUGCAAAUAGACACACACACAUGCACUGACCCGUGCAGUAGACACACACACAUGCACUGACCCAUACAGCAGACACACACACAUGCACUGACCCAUGCAAAUAGACACACACACAUGCACUGACCCAUGCAGUAGACACACACAUGCACUGACCCAUACAGCAGACACACACACAUGCACUGACCCAUGCAAAUAGACACACACACAUGCACAGACCCAUACAGCAGACACACACACAUGCACUGACACAUGCAAACACACACACACAUGCACUGACCCAUGCAGCAGACACACACACACAUAGACCCAUGCAGCAGACACACACACACUGACCCAUGCAGCAGACACACACACACAUAGACCCAUGCAGCAGACACACACACACUGACCCAUGCAGCAGACAUACACACAUACACUGGCCCAUUCAGACACAAUCGUGUGGGCUAGGCUUUCCUGGCAUGAGAAUGGGGUAGCCGGUGAGCGAGAUCAUCUUCCCACCGGCCGUGCCGCUCUGAGGCCAUGGUGGCCUUUUGAGAAACCUGGCCCUGCUCACAGUACAACUGUCAAUGUGGAUGAAAUGUCAUUGCAGCUUUAGAGCGCCCGGUGUCCGGAGUGAGGGAGGAUAGGCUUUAAGCACCCUGAAUAGAUUGUUUGCAAUCUGUAAUAGCAGCUUUACAGUGCAGAUAUGUGUACCUAUUGUUACUGUAGUUGGCCAACGAGCUCACAUAUAUAAAUUAUUUUUGUACCCUGGUGGUAUUUUUAUCAAGCUGCGUUCUCUCAAAUAUCAGCUGGUUACUAACAAAUACUCAUAAACCGCAAAAAUGUUUCUCCUUUUUUUCAUUCCAAAUAUAUAUGUGACGACUGGUCAUUUACAUGAUGCGCUAUUAUUUUAUGAUGUCUACCAGGUGAUGAGCACACAAAUACACUGUAAAACUUGCUGUGUACAAACUUCCAAAUGGCAUGUCCCAGCAUGCCAUUGCAGAACAUAGAUACCCAGUUACAUAGCUGAAAAGAAACAUGUGUCCAUUAAGUUCAUCCUUUCUUACAUUGGUUAUUGCUGUUGGUCCAAAAGAAGGCAAAAAAUCCAGUCUGAAGCUCAUCCAAUUGGAAUAAAUUCCUUCUUGACCUCAGAAUGGCCAUCCGAUAUCUCCUUGGAUCAAAAAGCUAUUACCCCUCUAAUUUAAAUAAAUAAAUAUAUAUAUAAUGUUUUUGCAAGUAUUUAUCUAAUUGAUGUUUAAAUAUCUGUAUACAGUGGUGUAUCCUGGUUUUGUGCUGCCCUAGGCAAGACAAAACUCAGGCGCACCCCAACCCCCUCACCCCCGCGCGCUUCCCCCACCCAUCCCUUCCCCCCGCCCCGCCUUCUAAAUACACACACACACGCACACUCACUGACAUAUACGCAUACACUAGCUAACAAAAACACAAACUCACUGACAAACACAGACACACACUCACUAGCAGACACACACACUCACUGACACACACACUCACUGGCAAACAUACACACACAGUCAGACACACACACACAAACACACUCACUAGCAGACACACACACACUCACACUAACAGACAUACUCACUAACAGACACACUCACUCACAGACACACACACACACUCACAGACACACUCACUAACAGACACACUCACACACACACUAACAUACACACUCACUAACACACACUCACUAACAGACACACUCACACACACACUAACAGACACACACACACUCACAGACACACUCACUAACAGACACACACACACACACUCACAGACACACUCACACACACACUAACAGACACACACACACUCACACACUCACUCACAUUAACACAUGUAUUUUUUUUAACCCCCCCCCACCCCCUCCAGCCUCCUUACCUUUGAGAAUGCUGGGGGAGGGGGGGCUCAUUAUCUCCCUGGUGGUCCAGUGGCUGACGGUCAGGCUGAUGGGCUGGCUGCUGGGCGGGCGGCUGGCGAGGGAGCUCUUCCUCUGAGCUGCCUGCUCAGCUCCCUUGUGCGCCGCACAGUGAGGCUGGGAGCCGGAAGAUGACAUCAUCAACCCGGCUCCCAGCCUCACUCUGCGGCGCGCGAGGGAGCUGAGCAGACAGCUCAGAGGAAGAGCUCCCUCGCCAGUCGCCCGCCCAGCAGCCAUGUCUGUUAGUCGCAAGGCUACCAAGGCAUUUGCCCUGGGCAUUUGGGGGCGGCUUUUUUUGCCGCCCCCUGAAAAAUGCCGCCCAAGGCAAAUGCCUCGUUUGCCUCGCGGCUAAAACGCCCCUGUCUGUAUAGACUUUGAUAAAACCGCAUUUUCAAGGAAGAGAAUUCUACAUUCUUUUUGUUACUGUAAAAAACAAAAACCUUUCCUUUGCCUUAGACUAAAUCUCAUUUUUUCCAGUCUAAAUGCGUGACCUUGUUUAAACAAUUGUAAAACAAUUUGUUUAAUGCCCUCUGUCACCCAUUAAUGGUAGUUAUUCUGGCCGCCUAUUAUAUGGGUUUCCAACCAUUCUCAUACUACUCCUUUGGAAUCCUGUGUCAAGUGUGCAGUGUCUACAGGGUUAACAGUGAUUCAAUGUUGCCAAAUCAUACUUACCCAUACUUUAUUUUGGAUAAAUAAUAAUGAGGUGUAAUUUUGGCAUUGGGUGCCAGGAAUCAUGUGUACUUGGCAGUAUCCCUUUAAAUUAACUUCUAGGUCCUAUAGAAUAUACACUAUUUUUAAAACAUAAGUAUAGCACAUGGCAUAUUAUCCACAAUAGUUAUUAACGAGUGUUAUUAUGUUACAGGCUCAAAGAAGGGAAGAGAUUAUUGCACUGCUGAAAAAGCAAAGAGAAGAUCGAAUUAAGGUAGUAGGAAUCCUUUCAGCACAAAAAAUACAAAUGUCUCUGACGGGUACAUCUCAUGUAGUAUAAAUGGGUAUGCAGCAAUACAUGGUUAGUUGCAUACAUGUGGCUUCUGCACACUUUCUUAUAUGUUUAUGGGAAAAGUCUUCAUUUUCUGACAUUUUGUCCCACUUUCAAAAAGGUGGAAUUUAUGGGCAAAUAGUUAAUACAAUAAUCACUGCAUCUGGUUUCAUACAAAAAUAAGGAUGAUUUUUCAUGAUAAUCUAUCAAAUGCAUCAUUUCACAAAGUCCUUGGCUGGUAACUGAAGCAGAUUCAUUUAUUUUAUAUUGGGUCUGAAUCAUAAAAAGGUGAGACACUGUAUAUCACAAAAUGAAAGUAUUAGUACCGCUGCAGUAGUGAUAUAUAACAGCAUUGCCUGCCAUUGUUUUCAGACUACCACCCUGAUCUUUAUUGAUUUAUUUUUAAUUUGAGUAUUAAUGACGAGAUAAUCGAGAGGGCUAGAAAACAGGUCUGCAAGGAGGCACACCUGGUUCCAGUCCUAUUACCCUAAUGGAAAUUACUAAGUAAAGGUAAUUGGCAUUUAGUGCCUAAUUUACAUAAGCAUAGAAAAUAAAAAAAACUUUAUUGUCCAAUAUUGGAUAAACACAUCUAAAUAUCCCAGACACCAAAAAAAGUGAAAAAAUUAUUAAUAUUGAAAAAAAGGAGAUGAUAGUAAGUAUAAAAAUAGGACCAAAUACUUGAGCUAAUGUGUACAAAGUGUACUAAUUACAAAAUAGCCAGGUAGUGAUACUGAUGAAGUGGAAACAGUAUCUGAGUGGAGAUAUACAGUGUAUACAUAGGUAGAUGCAAUAAGGUAACCCUAGUUGUACUGGCCAAGUGGCAACAGAAUGUGUAUAUCUUAUAAUUAGUCAAGCUCAAAGUAAUGUCAAUCUGUCUGUGUGGCUCUAAGUACAGCAGGAUCAAAUAGGUGUCUGGCUUGUCAGAGAGUAUCUGGGAAGUCCACAGCAGACCCCAGAUAAAAUAAAAUCAUGGUCGGGAAAACGGACAGUGGAGAACAUAAAAGAUUAGAUUGCUUCUCCCCUAUUAUGAUAGUCUCUGACAGCACCUAAAUGUAGGUAAUGGAGCGCACAGUUCUACCCUGAUAAAAUUCAGGGCAUCAAUAUCAAAGAGUAAAAAACAAAACCGGCUUGAAUAAACCUAUAUAGGGUAAAGUAUAUAAAAUCUGAAGUAGAUAUUUAGUAGAUAACCCCCAAAAAAACGGUUCUAGGCUUCAUUGGCAGAUAAGGGAUAGCAUCCAGUAUACUACUGCAGAUCCCUAAAUGGACUCUUAAGAUAGAUAGUGCACUAAUGAAUCUCUGGGUCACAGGAUAGAUUAUUCAGUACUUUGCUGGAAGAGUCCCUGGGAAAAGGAGCCCACUAGAAUGGAUAGAGCAACUGAAUGCGUAUCAUAUUUGUAGUGUCUGGUAUUGCUCAGGUAUGCUGUGCUAAGCUUAAAGGACCACUAUAGUGCAAGGAAAACAUAUUCGUUUUCCUGGCACUAUAGUGCCCUGAGGGUGCCCCCACCCUCAGGGUCCCACUCCCGCCGGGCUCUGGGGGGAGGAAGGGGUUAAACUUACCUCUUUCUCCAGCGCCGGGCGGGGAGCUCGGCGCACAUUCAGCCAGUCCAUAGGAAAGCAUUCACAAUGCUUUCCUAUGGACGCUGGCGUCUUCUCACUGUGAUUUUUCACAGUGAGAAGCGCAGAAGCCCUCUAGCGGCUGUCAAUGAGACAGCCACUAGAGGCUGGAUUAACCCUAAUAUAAACAUAGCAGUUUCUCUGACACUGCUAUGUUUAUAGAAGAAAAGUUUAACCCUAGCUGGACCUGGCACCCAGACCACUUCAUUAAGCUGAAGUGGUCUGGGUGCCUAUAGUGGUCCUUUAAGGAGUAACAACUGAACAACGGUGUGCUUAUCAUUGUAGUAUCCAGUAUCGCUCAGGUAUGCUGUGCUUCAACUGGAGGAGUAAUGAACUGCCUAUCGAGAGCUAGAUAAACCCAUAUCUCAGAAAGACCCAGAACCCUAGGCUAAAAAUAGCUGCAGAGAGGUCUAAAUCUAAAAACCCACAGAAAUGUGGAGUCUACCUCAGUAUAGAGUAUAGAGCUACUCUUGCUGUUAAGUACAGUUCAAUCCUUGAUCUCCUGAAGUUACUUCUUUCCUGCAAGACCUAGCCUGGACAACAAUUCAGUUACGUGCCCUCGCACAUCUGUGGAAGUAUUUAAAGGUGUACCCUCAUUUUGUGUCCCUUAGACUAAAUCCGUAGCGCUCUACUGGUUCUGAGAUUGCUGGGGGUAUGGAAUAGUUUGAGUUAUUGUGGUAUAUUUGCUAAUUUAGUGUUAGACGUAGUCGUAUCUGCCUAGAUUUACUGGCAAGUUCAAAACGUGAUUUCUGAAGUUUGUAAUCAGAUGUGUUUCCUUUAUUCAGAAAGAAGCCAUUUCCCUGCCAUUUAAACCAGUAGUUACAGAAAGAGAACAAAGGUAAGUGUCUUUGCAAUCCUUGUGAGAAAAUACUAUGCCUUAAAGGAGUACUAUAGUGCCAGGAAAACAAACUCAUUUUCCUGGCACUAUAGGGUCAUUAGGUCCCCCCCACCCUCAGGGCCCCUCUCCCGCUGGGCUGAAGGAGUUAAAACCCCUUCAGCCACUUAUCUUUCUCCAGCGCCGGGCUCCCUCUGUGCUGGGGAACUCUCCACCCCCUGCCGACAUCAGAUCCGAAUGCGCAUGCGCGUCAAGAGCCGCGCGCGCAUUCAAACCACCCAUAGGAAAGCAUUACUGAAUACUUUCCUAUAGACAUCUAGUGUCUUCUCACUGUGAUUUUCACAGUGAGAAUCGCGGAAGCACCUCUAGCGGCUGUCAGGAAGACAGCCACUCGAGGCUGGAUUAACCCUCAGUGAAACAUAGCAGGUGAAAUUUCAUCAAACAUUUAUGUUUUUAAUCCACACAUUUACUGCAUGGUUGCUUAGAGUGCCCAUUUUAUAUACUCCUGGGCCUACCGGACAGUUUCUUGUUUUAUUAUUGAAGAUAAAUCUGUUUUUUUAUUUUUUCCAGAAUAAACCCAUUUAUUCUAUAUAGCUUGAACAUUUGGUUUUCUAAUUUUUAUCACUCAGUUGCAUUUUAUCUAAUUAGGAGCUUAUAAAACACACAUUUUGAAGUAUUUUAUAGCUAACAUUUAAUAACACUUAAUUAAAUUUAUAAAGCAAAGCUGAGGUUUUAAUGUUCUUAGCUAUAAUCCUAUUGAACAGGACUAUAUGUGGUUAUUCAGAGUGUUUAGUGGGUCUGCGUUGAUUGCUUUGCUAUUUAGCCUGCACAGAGAUAAACAUUUGCCAAUAUUGCUCUUCUUGUACGUGUAUUGUCAUGUUAAUAUCACCCAAAUGCAGGGCUGAAGUCAUGGCUGCUUAUUUAUGAACCGAGGGAUAUAUGUGUGUGUAUAUAUAUAUAUAUAUAUAUAUAUAUAUAUAUAUAUAUAUAUAUAUAUGUAUGUAGAAAGGCCAUUAGGCCUGAAUUUGUGGGAGGAGUAAGUCCCCUACUUAAGCUCCCAGCCCCUACUCACCGCUGCCGCUCAGCUGAUUGUCCUUAGCAACCAGCACUUCCGGUCCAGCUUCCCGCCAGAACUGUACCUGUCUCCAGCAGCCAGACGCCCUGUGCAAUCCUCCGUCCAUCCGAGGUCCUUCCACUCCGUUUCCCUCCGGUCGAGGUACCCGACUUCCGGUCACGAGACCGGCGCGUUCACGUAAGCAAGGCGUGGGAAUUAGCGUUCGCUAUUUCCCCGCCGUUCGGGCCUAAAAACGUAGGGGUAGGCUCCCUCUUUCGCAUUUUCACGAAUACACGCUUUCGUUUAUAUCUCCAUUCGCGCCAAAAAAAACGCACGAACGUUCGGCUCAUUUUCGCUAUCGUUUUAUGCUUUUUCGUACGGAAACAACCGAAUAAAUAUUUCAUGUUUAAACUCAUUAUUAUCUGUAUUCACUUUUCCGUUCGGUUAUUUCAGCAUCAACCUAUUCGUAUGCUUAAUUCACGUACACCAUCUUACUAAUUUACAUUCGGUUAUUUCUAUUCUUUUAAGAUAAGCUGACAUAAGUUCUAAUCACAGUCCUACUAUUAUUUAUUCCUACAUAUGAGUUCGCGGUUACAUUAUAUGGUUAACUACCAGCCCUGUGUUUUUCUACCUUGUUAAACCAUUUAAAGUAUUUUUCUGUUAUAAACAUGAUAUUCACCACGGUUCAUAACUUCAUACGUGUCUAAAUUCAAGCUAUAACAUUCUUUCCUAAUAACACUCAGAUAAGUCUUUUUAAACACUAUUUACAAGUUAUACCCUUUACACAUAAUCCGUACUAUUCCUUGCACAUAAAUCACGCUGUCACAUCUUUUGGCUUUUACAGAUUGCAUCGGUCUCUUGCUUUUCUGCAUUAAAGUUGUUAUUUCAAGGUCCUUUUAUUACAGGAACAGGUAUGGUUUUAUCACCUUGAGUUAUCAGGUUUUAUCAAUUAUCUUCACAUCUAUGGCUAACUAUGGUAUUUUUCUUGGUUAAACCCUUAGAUCCUUGUAUUAAUCUAAGCUUCCACCGUUUCUACGCAGUUAACCUGCCACGAUUAAACAAGCUCUGUACUUUAAACAAAGGUAUAGUUCACUCUCUUUUCAAUACUAGACCUCACGCGGUCUCAACUCCAUUACUACCUUCCCUCAGGCUUACGCCCAGGAUACGUUAUCUCUUUACUACUUGUCUACACAGACUUUCGGUCAUACGGCCACCAGGCUCAAGAAGACACCAAAUCCUGACACGGUACACAGCCAUACCUUCAGGUACUUACAUCCUUACUCAAGUACGUCCAUUCGCUACCCCAAGGCCUCAUUCUGCCUUCUCAAUCAUAUCCAAAAUCAUCCCAUUCCUACACCUAAACCUCCCAGAUCCCUCAAUGCAGGAUCUCACGUCGUGCCCCUAACAAACCUUCUCCCUAUACUAUUCAUACGACAUCACGAUACGUAUAAACACAUCAACAUCUGUCUUAAACCCCCAGGAUUCUUCCUCAAAGACAACAUUUAAGACAAGACUCUCUACACUUACCAGGAGGCUCCAGAUACCAUUUGCGACCAGUCAAGGUUAGUAUCCACACACCAUUCCAGUCCUCUAACUUUACCCUUUAGCAUACUAUCGAACUGGCUAUACGGCACAGGCUAAUGCCUUAGCCCACCCUAUCAGGAAAUCUGAUCCCGCGAGGCCUACCACCCCCACCCCACCUCAACACGGAGGUACGGCCCCACGCCCAAAUCAUAGUUAUAAGCCUCGCAUGCCUUACUAUAGGGCUCUAGUUAGGGCCUCACCUGUCACGGCCACACGUUUUGAUUUCUCUUAUCGUCACCGAGAGGCCAACAUCCCGCCACCACGUCUGUGGCACCUACGUCAUAAGCCAAAUCAUAGGUAGAGCCUCUCAUCGCCACUUGGCAUUAGCAGGGCCUCACCUAUCCAGUCAUUCAAUAGUUAAGUUUUUCGCCUCGGCAUCUAGCAUUAAAGUCCAGUUCUUCAAGACACACCACUCCCCAUACCCCCCCCUUCUUACCUCACUCCCCUUCUAAUAUAUCUUUCACAUAAUCAUUCCUUUUUAGAAUGUCCCAAGAACCAAUUCCAACCGAAGAACUGACAGAAGAAGCACCAUUCACGCCAAUCAGACCCGUGUCUCCAGGCGAAUCACUCACUCUUUCAACCCCCACGUCCUUGAGAGCAUGGACUAUUCCCAAAAUCACAGCCGAGCUUAGGCUCAGGGGAAUCCCCUUUCCGGCCACAGCUAGAAAGGCAGAACUUUACAGGCUGCUUACCCACCAAGUCCCCGAGCCUCGGCCGGGAACUAGCUCUCAAGGACAACCACCAAGUAACAGCACGGCCACCCAGGAUACCCUGGCAGAUAUCUUGGCCAAUCUACAGGCCCUCAAUAGCAGGCUGUCUAAGGUGGAGAGCGCCAUCUCCUCCUCAGGUACUAACACCGUAGUCCCAGUCUCUACCACGGCUGUACCUGCCAUACCUUCAUGUCCCUCUAUACUCCCCCCUCCAGCACCUGGCACAGCCAUCACACCUUUCGAGUCACCAGCACACUCCGUCCCAGAUUCUAUCAGGAAAGAUAUCCUUGACGGGAAGGAUGUGUGUCUGGUGUCUUUACUCAUAGCCUCUCAGGAUGUACUCGAGAACAAGGCAUACAAUUAUGGUGACAUCUCUGUUGUGCUUAAAACGAGGGAUCCCAGGCUUAAUAAAAAAUUGUCUAUCCCACAGUUUGUGAUAGCUUUCGGGAUAUACCGCGACGUCAUUUGCACGGUGUAUCCCCAUAGGAGAGAAGAGCUAGAUCUCUAUCUCCACAAGGUAGUGGAUCUAGGCAUCAAGUACGGGGGCUCUUCCUUCUAUGACUACCACAAGUCAGUCUCAGCGAAGGCGGCGACCCAUCUCAAGCAGUUCAACAUUAGAAUGAACUGGGGUCAGAUGGACACUGAACUUUUCUGUCGCCACUUCGCCGGACUCAGGCCCCCGGCUUGUGCCAUCUGUAAUUCCACAUCCCACAUGGCGGACUUAUGUCCCGUCGAACCAGAUCCCACCACCUCCACUCUCACCCCUCACCCCACGUUCACACCUCACUCCUCUUUCACCCCUCACAAGCCAGCGGGUGGUCUCCGGGAUAAGCUGGGUAGGCCCAUCUCCUUUUUAGGUAAAGCACAGGUGUGCAAUAAUUUCAACGCAGGCUCCUGCAGUUUCAGCGCCUGUAGACUAUUGCACAUCUGCUCCAUAUGUUUCAGGGCACAUACCAAGACCAUGUGUCCAGCCAGGUUGUCACCAAACAAAUGACUAACCGACAUUAAUAUCGACAACCUGGUUUUUUAUCUAAGGUGUCACCCCAGCAGGCACUUAGUGGAUUUUCUCACCACAGGUUUUUCACAAGGGUUUCACACAGGCAUAAUAGCCAUUCCCCCAGGUACACUAGAAUGUCCUAAUCUCCAGUCUGCACGUUUAGACCCAGUCGCUGUAGACACUCUCAUUUCCGCAGAAACCACAAACGGUUUCAUGAUCGGUCCUUUCACCUCUUCACCGUUUUCCUCCUGGCGCACUAACCCUAUUGGUAUUGCUAUUCACAAAUAUUCUAAUAAAAAACGUCUCAUUAUCGAUUUAUCGGCACCGCACUCCUCUUUUGUUCCAAGCAUAAACGCACUCAUUCCAGCAGACGAAUUCUCUCUGCAGUACGUCACCAUCGACGACGCUAUACAGUCUAUCAUGACAUCUGGUAAUCGACCCUGGCUCAGCAAAACAGACAUCACUAACGCCUUUAAAUUACUGCCCAUACACCCCUCACUCUGGCACUUACACGGUGUUAAAUGGCGAGGGUAUUAUUACUUCUCAACACGACUCACUUUUGGUUCCCGAAGCAGCCCCAAACUUUUCGACAUUUUCGCUGAGUCACUAUGCUGGCUGCUUCUGAAUGUCAUCAGGUGUCACUCCGUUAUUCACUAUCUAGAUGACUUUCUACUGAUAGAGCCAGGGUCAUCAACACCCACAGCAAUCAAUAGUACUACCGCACUUUUUUCCACACUUGGAGUCCCUUUGUCCCCAGCCAAAACUAUAGGACCCACCACAAAGUUGACCUUUUUAGGCAUAGAGCUCGAUUCUGUCAAACUCAGAGCUAGCCUUCCACACGACAAACUUUCACGAUUGAGAGGGGAGAUAGACACGUUCCUGCGGAAUGACGUUUGCACCAGGAGAGAACUUCAGUCCCUUCUUGGAUCUCUGAACUUCGCCAUGCGCAUCAUUCCGCAGGGAAGGUCUUUUAUUUCCAGACUUCUUUGCCUGCUCCAUGGAGUCCCGGACUCCGGCACAGUUUCUUUGGACCCCCACGCCAAGGCUGACUUAGCUAUGUGGGGGAAGUUUUUGAAAGACUGGAAUGGUAUCUCCAUGUUUAUCCCCCCUCUCUCCACCUCUUCACCCAUCAUCCACACAGACGCAGCAGCCAACACCGGUUUCGCAGCCAUUUUCGGGAACCACUGGUUUAGGGGCCACUGGCCCACUGAGACGGAUGCCUUGCCAGGAUUCAGGGAAACCUCAACCCUAUUUGAAAUUUACCCCAUUGUGGCGGCCGCACACACCUGGGGUCAUCUCUGGUCCGGCAAGGCAGUAAAAUGCUACUCAGAUAACUCGGCAGCUUGCGAUAUUAUUAACAAAGGGCGCUCAUCAUCCCUAACCAUCAUGCGGCUGAUUCGCAAGUUGACCUGGCUGGCAGCAUCCAAUCAGUUUCACUUAGUAUGUUCUCAUAUCCCGGGUAUUCACAACACCGCCGCUGACGCUCUUUCUCGUUCUCGAUUCCAGGCAUUUUCUCAGGCACUCCCAGCAGCUCACCAUCAGCCAUCCAGGACACCACGGUUUCACGAACUAAUAUUGGAUUAAGCACACUCUUGCUUCACGCUAGAUCACUCACUCACCAAGCAUUAUCACCCAACACUGCUAUCACUUACAAUAGGGCACUUAACAUAUUUAACAAAUUCACUGCAGAAUUCGGGCUACAAGGUGACUUUUCUAUCCAAACCAUGGUGUCUUUUGCCUCUUUCUGCCACCUACACCUUAAUCUGUCACACAACACCAUUAAACUUUACCUCACCGGGGUUCAGCACCACAGCCUCACCAAUUUUCCUAACAGCACCCCCUUUUUGUCUUCAUACCCCAUAAAAAAGGUCUUGAAAGGCAUAUCUAAGGUUUCACCACCACUCGCAAGCACUAGAUUACCCAUAGACGGGCCUAUCUUCAGGUCUCUUAGCAAUCUCCUUGACACAGCCCCAUUUGAUAGCUACACCAAUACGGUGAUAAAAUCUGCCAUAUAUCUCGCUUUCUACGGUUUUCUCAGACCUAGAGAGUUCACAGUGAUUUGUCAAGGAGAUAUCGCACAAUGCCUUAAAACUUCACACCUCACCAAGGUAGAGGAUCACUACCUCCUCUCUAUCCCUACCACUAAAACCAACCGGUCAAUACAUCCUACAAUAAUUCCUCUCUUCCCUACUGAUAAUGCCUGGUGUCCGGUGAAAGUUCUCGACCAACUACGGUCUACUUUUCGCACUCACCUGCCAGACUCUCCGCUCUUAACAUUACAAGGGCACCCGCUUACCACGGCAAAAUUGAUGUCACAUGUCAGAACCCUGUUAUCUAAGCUCGGACACAAUCCGGCUGCAUUCUCCGGGCACUCCUUCCGCAUAGGAGCCGCCUCAGUAGCCUCAAGCACAAACGCACCGGUCCACAUCAUCAAAAGGCUCGGGCGAUGGAAAUCCUCCAUAUAUAACGCAUAUAUUCCGCAACCAGAGAAAGAGCUUCGCCAAGCUUUCAGAAACUUGGUCUUGUAAAAUGCAAUAAAGUGUGUAUUUUCUCGAAUUUAUCUUUUUGCCCUCUUUUAUUUACAGGCCCACUCGUACGUUGGUUUCGGCACACCACAACCAACUUUGCUCACAGUUACUAUCCAUCACGUAUUUAAAUUCCGAGCACAAAUAUAUAUAUAUAUAUAUAUAUAUAUAUAUAUAUAUAUAUAUAUAUAUAUAUAUAUAGAAACAAUCGCACUCUUGGAGCUUUCAUCAGGACAGGUAACAUCUCCAUGUUGGAGCUGAAACGUUGAUAUUUUAUAUGGAAUAAAUAAAAGCUAAAUUUUACUACUUCAACCAAGUUCAAAGAGUGCGAUUGUUUCUACACCCAUAUCUACCUUUGCCACAACCAGCACCGGGCACUACAAAAGUCUUCUUGGAGUGCAAGUUAUACGAUGUGUGUGUGUGUGUGUGUGUGUGUGUGUGUGUAUGUAUAUAUAUGUAUGUGUGUGUAUAUAUAUAUAUAUAUAUAUAUAUAUAUAUAUAUAUAUAUAUAUAUAUAUAUAUUGCCUGGCCAAAACAAAGUUGCCUCCUGGAUUUAACUAAGCAAAUAGGUAAGAGCCUCCUAUUAGUUAAUCCAUGGGCGAUUAUCUUUCAGCUGGCAACAAGUUAUUUAACCCCAACUGAUGCAAUGAGCUUCUCAUUUCUUAAACAACCAUGUUGAAAAACACAUCCCGUGGUCGUGGAAAAGAUGUUAGUCUGUUUGAGAAGGGUCAAAUAAUUGGAAUGCAUCAAGCAGAGAAAACAUCUAAGGAGAUUGCAGAAACUACUAAAAUUGGGUUAAGAACUGUCCAAAGCAUUAUUAAAAACGAGAAGGAUAGUGAUGGGUGCAUCAGGGUAUGAAGAGAGGCAGAUGAAGUGAUGCACCCAUCAUGCCUAGUGCCAACUGUACAAGCCUAUGGGGGCAGUGCUAUGAUCUUGGGUUGCUGCAGUUUGUCAGGUCUAGGUUCAGCAACUUUAUGUGCCCAAAAAAAUGAGGUCAGCUGACUACCUGAAUAUACUGAAUGACCAGGUUAUUCCAGCAAUGGAUUUUUUGUUCCCUGAUGGCAUGGGCAUAUUCCAAGAUGACAAAGCCAGGGCUCAAAUUGUGAAAGAGUGGUUCAGGGAGCAUGAGACAAUUUUCACACAUGGAUUUGCCACCACAGAGUCCAGACCUUAACCCCAUUGAGAAUCUCCGGCAUGUCCUGGAGAAGGCUUUGCGCAGUGGUCCGACUCUCCGAUCAUCAAUACAAGAUCUUGGUGCAAAAUGAAUCCAACACUGGACAGAAAUAAAUCUUGUGACAUUGCAGAAGCUUAUCGAAACAAUGCCACAGUGAAUGCGUGCCGUAAUCAAAGCUAAAGGCGGUCCAAAGAAAUAUAAGAGUGUGUGACCUAUUUUUUUGGUGGUGACCUUUUUUGGGGCCCGGCAGAGAGAGAGAGUGAGUGAGAGUUAGAGAGAGAGAGAGUGCGUGUGUGUGUGUAUAUAUAUUUUAUUUUUUAUUUUAUUUUUUCGAACAAUAAAGCUGAAAUAUAUUUAAUUUCUCUUUAACUCAAUUGUUAAAAAUCAGAAAUCAUGUCCAAUCACUACACUGAUGGAUCACAGGGAGAAGCAACAGAGAGGUCACCAGGGGCUACUAUACCGCCCCCUCUUAUCCAUGGCCUCUGCAGAAAAAGAACUUGAACCAUUUGCAUGGUCCAUUCAAAUUGUUCCAGCACUCAGACACCCAGCCACCUAGCUACACUGUCUACAUAGGAAUUUGGGUUUCAAAUAAGACCCAAAUCCAUCAAAUUCAGCCUUUCCCAUAUCCUUGUUGCUAUUGAUGAUGAGACAUCAGUAAAAAUCUUCUUGACUCCAAAGUGGCAACUAGUAUCCAGAAGCAAAUAGUUUUCCAUGUAUUCCUUUAUAUUCUACAGUGACAAUCUUCCUGUAUGUAAGGAGGUUUUAUGAUUUCUAGAUAUCUACAAAGUGAAUGUAUCCUACUCUGAGCUGAUAAGCCUACUGCUUGCUAAAUCGGUGAGACGUUAAAGGUUGCUAAGGUCAGACUGUGAGGACAGGAGUGAUUGCUAUUGGUCGAAAAGGGACUCUGCAAGAACCUUACAUGUAUCUGACAGAACACGACGCAAACAAAAGUGUUUUUUGCAAAAUUAAAUAUUUACCUCUGGCCUAACUUGAAACCAAGGCCACCUCCUCUGUCACAGCUCCCCACAAUCUGUGGACAGUUGAUACACGACAACAGAAUCUGAUUCCAUCCUGAGCCAAAUCUCACACCUCUACAGAAAUGGUUGUUUGUUUACUGAGCCCACUUGGUGACCAGGUAGCAAAAUAUGGAAUCAAGGCAUUUCAGUGCCACUUGCAAUUUCCUUCUUUUACCAAUUACUUUCUUUCACUAGCUGUAAUGCUUUCUGUGGUAAAUAUAGAGCUGAACUGUAUAACGAAAAACCUUUUCUGCUCAGGUGUCAUCAGUAGAAUAAUACUACCACCAGGAUUUGCUUAGUGUUUUAAAUUAUUUAAGUGCAUAAUUCUUAACCUUAGACGUAUAUAAACAAAAAGAAUAUGAGCAUUGUAACAUUUAAUUUUGCUGUUUAAUGUGAGGUUUAGAGUUUCCUCCCUUGUGAAAACAAAUCCAUUCAUGAAUAAUCGAAUAGCACAGUCCCUGUGUGCUUGUUGUGUUGUUUGCUUAUUGCUUUGUAACUGCUAUCACUGAUAUAGAUCUAAACAGCAUCCAAGCCCCUAACACGCAGAAAAGGACUUAGGCUAUUAAUUAAUGGAAACGCUUUUAUUCCAAGUUGCUAAUUCUCCUCUAGGGAAGUUUCGCCCUAACAGUAACAGUAAUCGCCAUAUUUUACCAGCGUUUCUUUUACUUUUUCCAUGAGACAUUCAGUUAGUCCUUUUAAUAAACAGCCUAUGAAUGUGCCAGCAAGUAAUGUGUUAACAAAAACUGAAAAGGGGUUUCCAGGACUCCCUAAUAGCCAGGUGAGCACUAGCAGUGUUGUGAAAUAAGAGUCUUAAACUGUUUUAUAGCAAGAGAGGGACACAGACUGAGAACCCCCCACUGAUACAUCAUUAUGAAGGUAAAUAAGAAGGUGGGGUACCGUUAAAUGAAUGCAGGGGUCUCCUGAACCCAUCCAUAAGAAGGAGACCACCUUUGGCUCCCUUCUAUCCCCUUUUUAAAUGUACAGUAAGGGAGGACUUAUUAAAAGGUCUUGGUAAUCCCCUCUUUUUAAGUGGGAAGCUAAGUCUCCUAUUUGGUCACCAAAUGUAUAUGAGUGGGCUGUUAAUUAGCAGGAUCUCCCCCUUUAUUACACAUGAAAACUGACUGGGGGAGCAGUUAUAUGAAAUUAUAAAAUAGAUUGCAUGCGCUUUGCCAAGCAGCAUCUCCAUGGGGAGUGUUUGGUGCCUUUAUCCUGAGCAUGAAGACAGCGUAUAUUAGGCCUUCAAAUAUUGCAGAACCACACAAUGAAGCCCCUCUAGCAGCUCUCAGAAAAGGCAGUGUAGAAAAUGCUGAGACUGUCUCUUUGCCCCAUUUAGACUGCAGUGGUUUUGAUGCAUAGUGUCCCUUUAAUUUCAAAUCAUUUGUCUUCAACUCUGCUGUUUUGGCCUUACAUUUGAAAUUCAUGUUGCAUUCACAACAGCCCAUACUUUAGUGAGUCCAUCUGUUAAUGGUUGAUCAUUCUUUUAAAUACUGUACCCCCUGCACAAUAAUUGCUGCUACAGAGUUAAUUCUGAUGUAUAAACAUUUUAAAAUACUUGGUAUCUGCUAAAUAAAAUGGUUAAAUCCAUUGCAAAUUGCCCCAAAUUCUUAAACAAUAAAUUAUGUUUUGUUUUUUCUCUGCAGGUCUUGUCCAUCUCACAAUGACAUAGAAGUUCUGGAAGAUGUAAAGGCUGUUCGUCAGCUUCAAUAAUUCUCUUCUAAACCGUGUAAUAAACCCUAGAAUUUUAUGGAUACUCCUUUGGCAAUACUAUGCUAAGCUGUAAGAUAUUUUAUGUUUAAAGACUCUUUUAGGAUAAUCAGUGAGUCCACAAAUAUUGUAACGUGUGUUUAAAAGUGGGCCUCCAAACCAGGACUGUAUCAAAAUAGGUUAGUAAGCAUAUGCCAUGUUUAUCUUGCAUUAGAGAUCAACAUAGAGGCUUCAAAUAUCUAUCUAUAAAUCUAUCUAUCUUAUACAUUGGAGAUUAAAUUUAAUGACUUCAAUGUCAACAUAUAAGGGGUCUAUUCACUAAAAGUUGAGUAAACGAACACCUAUAUCUACAAAGGUUUACAAGAAGUGAAACUAAUAUACAGCCUGGCAAUAAUAGUAGCAGUUAUACAUAAUACAUGUGUCAAGGUCUAAACCUGUAAGUACCAGUGAGUGAUCCUGCAAUGAAGUGAUACAAAGUAGAUAUACUCACAACCUAGUAAGGUUAACCCCUACGUCUGAAUAGAGAAAAUCUAAAAAAUGAGCUGCACCAAGCUAUACUGGUAUAAAAGUGAUAAAAGAGCUUUAUUGAACAUGGCCCUAAAUGUAAAAUCUACCAGGAAACACUCUUAUUAGAUGAAUGCUCAUUACAUUUAGGUUGUGUGUGUAUAUCUACUUUGUAUCACUUAAAGGGACACUCCAGGCACCCAGACCACUUCAGCUUAUUGAGUAGUCUGGGUGCCGUGAUCCUUUUGCACUUAGUGUAAAACAUUGCAGCUCUCAGUCUGCCCUGUAGUGGCUGUCUACCAGACAGCUCUCAGUCUGCCCUCUAGUGACUGUCUACUAGAGGGCUUCCGGAAUCCAAACCGACGGUUAUCUGAUGCUGGACGUCCUUAUGGACCUCCAGCGUCAGAUUUUCCCCAUAAGAAAGCAUUAAAUAAUGCUUUCCUAUGGGGAGGUCUAAUGCACACGGCCAUUGCCACGCAUGCACGUUAGUUGGCUGACAUUGGUGGGGGAGGAGUGUGGGCGGAGCCUCACCUAGCGCCCAGGGACAUCUGCGCUGGUUUCAGGUAAGUAGCUAAAGGUGUUUUAACCCCUUCAGCAACACUGGGUGCGGGAGGGAGGGGGACACUGUAGGAUUCUUUAGUGCCAGGAAAACGGGUUUGUUUUCCUGGCACCGGAGAGUCCCUUUUAAUUGCAGGAUCACUCACUAGUACCCAUUCCGCUACAGGUUUAGACCUUGACACGUAUUAUGUAUAACUGCUUCUAUUAUUGCCAGGCUGUACAUUAGUUUCCGUUCAUGUGAACCUUUGUACAUAUCCGUGUUCCGUUUUUUGAACUUAUUUCAGGUUAAGCCCUGAGAGACCCCUGGAGUCUCUCAUUGGUGCAAAGGAUAAUUGGAACAGCUUGGACACAAAUACUUAGCACUGUGUCUUAUGCUAUUUCCGUUAUUUAACCUGUCUUGUGGAUAUUAUAGUAAAGGAACACUCUGUGGACCAUUACCAGUUAAUCGAAAAGUGGUCCUGGCACUGGCUCACGUUAGGGAGUUAAACUGCUCUGGAAUGGUUUAACCCCAAAAUCUUUGUUCCAGGGCAGAAGCUCCUUGCCUCUCUGCUUUCUGUUUUCUAAAAUUCUCUGAAACAGAAAGCUUUUACAGAAUUGGGCAGCGACACUGCUGAUUGGCUAAGAGGAACGUUAAGCAAAGUUACACAGAGUAAUCCAGGUAAGCACUUAGCUAUGGUUGUCUAAGUUGUCAAAGUAACGUCAAUAUGAUUCAUUAAAGCUGCCUCUUGUUACCUCCAGUUCUUAUGCUUUUAGAUUUACUAAUUGCAUUUCUGAAACCGCUCACCAAGUAAAAUCUUCUGUUCCAA
Pelobates cultripes (western spadefoot toad) is the source of this 48722-nucleotide messenger RNA. The record is from the annotation of a GenBank genome assembly. NCBI's taxonomy places the organism in Eukaryota, Metazoa, Chordata, Amphibia, Anura, Pelobatidae.